Messenger RNA from Pelobates cultripes (western spadefoot toad), 71750 nucleotides. NCBI's taxonomy places the organism in Eukaryota, Metazoa, Chordata, Amphibia, Anura, Pelobatidae. The record is from the annotation of a GenBank genome assembly.
AUGUCUUCUUCAAUGGGGCCCAGAGGCCCUCGACCACCCACAGUGCCUCCCCCAAUGCAAGAUCUCCCCGAUCUCAGCCAUCUGACAGAGGAAGAGAGGAACAUUAUCAUGGCAGUGAUGGACCGGCAGAAGGAGGAGGAGGAGAAGGAAGAGGCGAUGCUAAAGUAAGGGAUUCAUAAAACAGGCGAUGACAUUAAAUCAGUGUUAAAUUGGGAGCCCUUGUUUUCCAAGUGACAAGACGAUGAUUUACUGUAGGUGGGUUGCUUUAGAUUUGAUGCUAUGUUUCACAGUGAGCUUUAACAUCUUGGGUGCUGAAUGGAUGGGUGUAGCAUGCACCUUAAGGUAUUAUGUCUGUUCUGUGCUGAAAUGAUGUCAUUCCCUUUGGAUGGAGUGAAUCCUAUCUGAAACAGAUUUACUGUGUGGCUCCAACCUGCCACCCCUGCUCACUGACAUGUCCCUGCAUUGACAGGUAGCUGUGCUCUGAUUCACAGCAUUGCCCUUUUCAUCCUCUACAGACACUGGAUUGUGAGUGCUUUUCACUGUAAAGUAUCUAAUAAUAAUAAUAUGACCAAUAAUGACCAAUGAUGCCUGAUCCCUGCAGUAUGGCCUGCACAGGACUUGUCCUGCUUUCUGUCUGCAGCACAGGGACCUCCAGGCCUAUUACUUUCUGGCACCACUGACAAUAUGCAGACAUGCUGGGCAGUGGGCAUAGCCUUCCCCAGUAUGCUGUAUAAACCUUAGCAGUGAUACAGUGUAUCGUUUGGAUAGGCUUUAUGAGUGAUUUGUCUAUUUUUUUGUGUGUCUUUUUCCCCUUUAAGCUACUGGAUGCAUUUUUUAAUCAUAAAUAAUACAAAAAAGACACAUGAUUUAAAAACCAAUAGAAUGAGACUGUGAUGGGAUACAAAAUAACCACUUUCAACAGGCUUUGCUGUUUCCCAUUAUGCCCACCGUGUUUUUUUUUGUUUGUUUUUUAAAACUGUUUAUACUCAUGCUAAAUGUGGCCAUUGAAUGCCUGUAUAACCCCUGUCAUAGCAUGGAAGUGGAUAUCUCACCUCUUCCUGGGAGCAGUUGACUUGCUAGUCUUGAAAGCAUGGGGUGUGGUUGAAUUUUCUGAUGUGUAAAAUGUCGAAUAGUCCAGUUUCUGUAUUUUCAUCUUAUUGACAGGGAGAGCAGUCAGAGCUGUAGCCAUUUUAUUUACUCAUGUAUGCUUUUUAGGCUUUUGUCACAUAUAGUUUUUCGUUAAUAAAGAAAAAUGGUUUAUUGCUGUACUUGUUGGUUUUAAAGAUUAACCCACCUAUUUGAUGGACUUCAUCUGUAGCAUUUCAUAACAGGCAUACAGGACUGGGCAUUAUAUGCUGGAUUUACUACAUUUGCAAUGAUAUUAUUCCCUAUCAAUUAUAAUAGGUUUGUGUUUGAUUAAUUGUAUGGAAUAUUUAUGAUUAGACAAUUCCAUCCUCAUCAUAAUUUAUUUUUAACUUGAACUUUAGGCCUUCCAAACAGAAAUUAAAUCACACCUCAAAACAUGUCUGGUAUUUACUAUCUCAAUAGUCAAUAGUCUAUAUAGUCAAUAGGAAUAGCCACAUCUAUUUUAUGUGGGUCACACAAGUGGAAUCUCUACAUAUAUCUUAUUUAAUUCUUUAACUGCUUUGAAAAGGCCAAUGGUCUUAAGGUUUAUAGGGACAAAUCACCCCCAUUAUUCUGUGCCUGGUAUCCAGAUGAUAGCAUGUAGAGGCUUAAAGAAUAGUCAAAAUGGUUAUUUUGUUUUAAAAAUGUAAUACCAUUUUAAUAAAUAAACCAUUAGACUUUAACGGUUUAUGAUCAUUUUACAUUUACUAAUAUUUUUGUUACAGAUAUUACACGUUCUAUUUUUUAUUUUCAAUUUGGCCCACUGUAAGACUAGUCACUAGUGUAUUUGUAAUUGAGAGAAAAUAGUGUGAACAAUAAUGCAAUUUAAGCAAUGUAAUAAUGUAAUAUGAUAACUAACUGCAUGGCCCCGUUUACUUAUCAUUUUAUGCUAUAUAUACUAUGAACUUGAAAUGCACUAUACAUGCAGCAGAAUAUUAAUAUUACAUAUACGUGGCUGUUCAUAUUACCAGUGCUAGGUGACUAUAGUGCAUGGUCUGUCAUGAAAGAAAUGAGAGAGUAUAAAUGCACUACAUGACAUUGGGGUAGGUGUGGCCUAGGUUAAGAGCUGGUCUCAAGAUGCUAACAUGGUAUUCAAAUUGGCUUCUUUUUACAAUUAUUUUGCUGUUAAUAACAUAGUUGAGAUGAUAUCUAAUCAAAAUAUACACACCCUGUUUUAUUUCAGAUAAAACUCCCCACACCCACUAUAUGACUGUUUCUCAAAAACUCAUUUAUAGAUGAAUUGAAUAAAUGUGUAGCCAGUAUGUUACUUUGGGUUAUUCUGUAAUUGGGAAUAUUCAAAGUCAGUGCAGUAUUUAGGUAGACAUUUUAAGACACCCUUUUUAAUUAAAUUUAAAAAAAAAAACAGUUUGUCAAGUGUGUUGAGGUUAUUCAGAUAUUUUCAACCGUAGUAGCCAAACUGAAAUAUUUUAAAUUGCUUUGUCAUUUCUUCACAUUCCAGUUUAGUGAAUAAAGCCCAAAGUAUUUAACAUCUGUCAUUGUCUUUUUUUUUUGAAUUUUUUCUUUCUAAACUUAAGUUUUUAACAUUGUAUCAGUAUAGUCUGUGUUUUGAAUGCCCUUAUUUAUGUGAAUUAGCCUGUACCUCUGCUUCCCGCACUACUGACAUUAUUUUCUAUUCCAAACACUGUGCUAUCCAGCCCUGCCUACCAGAGAUUUUUUUUUAAUGGGAUGUGUUUAUCAUAGAAUCCAUUAAGGUUGCCAUUUUGCAUUGCAAGAAUAGAAAGACUAAAAUAGUACUGAAUUGAUGGUGAUGAACACAUUCUGAAUCUAUUAUCUCAUCUUACUGCAUCACCACAGAUAGGCCUAGUUACCCCAAUCAUUCCACAUACAGGUACAUCAAAAGCCAUGUCACGGUCACUGAAAAUGCAUAGUCCUUGCCAAAACAAAUGAAAAGUCUCCAUUAUUCCAUAAUCAUUCAUGUCACAAUGCUACACUUAAAUGCCUGCACAGUGCAUCUCAGGAACAUAAUGGUUCUGAGUUCUCCAAAGUAUAUCAGACAUAAGUGCAUUUUAUAUUUACAUCCACUGCACACCUCAUUCUACUAAUAGCAUCAGUAGUCUGUAUUGUGGUGGGUAAAAGAGGAACUCUCACUUUCCAACAGGGAAUAGUUUUUUUUUAAGUCAAGAACUUUGGAAUGAUACUCAGACUUAAUGAAUUUAAUGACAGGUGGAUUAUCAGGUCUGUGGGUGUAGUAGAUGAGUAGUGAACUGCCAAAUGCAUUGGUAAAAGGGUUUGUGGAGAAGAUGUUUGUCCUGCAUCAGGCCUAUGGAGGAUGAUGAUUUUCCUUUAGAAUGCUAACCUGUUACUGCUCUAUCAGGUUUUCAUGGAGCUAAAUGUUCUUUGGGUUUUUCCUUCCACAUUUGUGUGCAGCCUUAUUUUGUGUCGUGUUUUAGACUUUUAUCUUCAUUGAAGCUGCAGACAGGUAGUCAGACUGUCUGUGAGGAUCUCAUUAGGAUGUCAUAUUUAAGUUUCAGUUUGUGAUACUCAUAGAUUAUUUACAUCUACCCUGAACUUCCUAUCAGUGUGUGCUUUCAGUAUUUUUGCUUAUCCUCAAGGGCCCCAGAUUAUUGACCAAGGCACUGAUUGAGGUUUAUUCAUUACAGUACAAAUUCAAAUCUGAAUAACAAGAUGAAAGAUAAACAUCCUUUUUUCCUUCUAAGGUAUGGUAGAAGAAAUCGUGCAACUUGUUUUCUAUGCACAACAAUUUACAGUGUGACAAAUAAAGCCCACAGACUCACCUAUGCUUAAAUGGAUAUACCUUAGCAACAACAUAGAGUUCAAAGUCACAGAGCAGAUUUUGGCAGCUCUAUUAACUGGUAAAAGUACCACAAUUUGCCAAAUUCGACUUAUCAUGUAUCUCAUGUAUCUCAGGACAUAUUAAUUUAGCUCAGGUACUGUUUAAUGUUAUAUAUACUGUAAAACUGGUAAUAACUAGAACUUUAAGAUGUUUUUAUUUUGAACAUAUUUGGAGAGAUUUAUCCAGGCAGAACAGGUGCUAUUUUGCAAAGUGUUAAAGGCUGAAUUAAAUUAUAUUGGAUUCCAUGAUGACGGCUUUUUUAUCACUUUGCCCUAGAAUAGCACCUGUUUUUUCCUUGAUAAAUCUUCCCCUAUAUGUCUCAUAUUGUGUUGAGCCUUUUUCAAACUAUCAUUGCUUUUAAGUAUUCUUUCUGCUCGUCAGUUAGCUUUUUACAUUUUUCGGUCUUAAGAAUUAAAGUGGAACUGUCACAGCUGAGAUUUUUUUUGUACAACCCAACAGCAAGCUACACCUAGCGUCGGGUUGUGCUGUUAUUUGAGGAGGAGUGCCUGAGUGUGCAUGUGCUCAAAUCGCAUUUCUGUGUAGAUGCCCAAGCAUACAUGAACUCAUUUUCAAGGGCAUUAUGUUUGAAGAUGACUCCCUGAACAUGGAAGUACUGCACAUGUAAACAUGUUUUAUUCUUACCUCCAUAUUAAUUCUCACCCAAGUCAACAGUGUCAGUUCUGCUUUAAGUACUACAUUGGUGAGACCUCACUUGGAGUAUUGUACACAGUACUGGAGACCGUAUCUUCAGAAGGAUAUUGAUACCUUAGAGAGGGUUCAGAGAAGGGCUACUAAACUGGUUCAUGGAUUGCGGGAUAAAACUUACCAGGAAAGGUUAAAGGAUCUUAACAUGUAUAGCUUGGAGGAAAGACGAGACAGGGGGGAUAUGAUAGAAACAUUUAAAUAUAUAAAGGGAAUCAACACAGUAAAGGAGGAGACUAUAUUUAAAAGAAGAAAAACUACCACAACAAGAGGACAUAGUCUUAAAUUAGAGGGACAAAGGUUUAAAAAUAAUAUCAGGAAGUAUUACUUUACUGAGAGGGUAGUGGAUGCAUGGAAUAGCCUUCCAGCUGAAGUGGUAGAGGUUAACACAGUAAAGGAGUUUAAGCAUGCAUGGGAUAGGCAUAAGGCUAUCCUAACUAUAAGAUAAGGCUAGGGACUAAUGAAAGUUUUUAGAAAAUUGGGCAGACUAGAUGGGCCGAAUGGUUCUUAUCUGCCGUCACAUUCUAUGUUUCUAUGUUUCUAUGUUUCUAUUGGUGCUAUAUUAUUGUCUCUUUAUAUCAGUGGGCUGACAUUUGGAAUUUCAAUGUUAAAUUAGUAUAUACUGUAAUUUAUAAACAAUUAGCAAGUAGGUAUAGUUCUAGGGCUUAUAUACUUAAUGAGAAAAUGUGAAACUACAAAGGCAUUGCAAAAAUCAACAGUUUGCAAAAUUAACAAAGUGUUAGGAGUACAAAGCUGUAUUUCUAACACUAUAGUGACCCUCUGCUUCCGUUACCCUUCUUAACACUUAUCUGCGUCCUUUGAUGUUAUAGCAAGAGGGAACCAAAACGCAUGUGCAGCGACUGCCUAGUAUGCAUUAGGCCUUUCCCACAGGAAAGCAAUGUUUUCCUAUCUGGUUUUGCAAGACAUUGGAAGUAUUCAUGCAAAGCGUGAGGACAUCCAGCAUCAUUUCAUGGCGUUAAACUCUGUGAAACAGCACAAAGUGUCUGUAGUGGCUGUCUAACCCUGUAAUGGAAAGGUGGAAGUUUCUCUAAAACUGCAAUAUUUUCAACUGCAGAGUUAAGGGGACAGGGGCAGUACUCCAGAGACCAUUUCAAUGAGAUGAAAUGGUCUGGGUGACUAUAUUGUCCCUUUAAUUCAUUAAUGCAUAGGAACUAAAAAACCUCAGUGAAGGAUAAAACUAGUGUUGUGGAGGGCUGUUUGGUGUUAAAAUGGCCAUUAUAAAUCAAAGUGCUGUUGAUUAGCUGUCCAUGGUGCUGAAGAGUCUGAACCAAACUUAUAGCAAGUGAAAACAAAUUAUGUUAUGUAGAGGAGCUUUUUCAAGAUAAAACAGGUGCUAUUUUGGGUUGCAAAUUGCUGAAUGUUAAGAGACAUUCUAAUGGUUUCCAUGGUGACUGCUCCUUUUUGUUUAGCUCUUUACCCCAGAAUAGUAUCUGUUUAUUAUUUGAGCACUCUCUCCUGUAGUUUUUAAGUAUGUUUUAUAAAAAUACAAUUCAGUUAUUUGCAGAGUGAGAACCCACAUUUCAAAGCCUUUGAUGAUGAUGAUUAUUAUUAUUAUUAUCCUUAUUAUUUUGAUAGCAUAUUCCUGUAUUUCUAUUAUAACAAUUCACACAGUGGUUUAUGCUGGAUUAAAUACUAUGGCUACCAUGGCAUAUUACAACAACAACAACAAUUUAACCAGGGUGCUCACAUGUAACACAGCAUUUCUUUGUAUGCUCUGCUGUAAAGAUAUUAUAAUAUUAUUACCCAAUUGAAUGGUACUACAGUACAUUACUUUGACACAUUUUAGAUAAAUAUAUUUUGUGUAUUUGAACUUCCGACUAUUUAAAAUAAAAGCUUUCUGUAUAAUCUAUUCUUAUGUGGAAAGAGCUUUCUUUUAGUAGCCAUCCUUUUACCACAAUUGCUCUCUGGCUGGAUCACAGCCUUGGCCACAGUGCGUAGAUAUAUUCACCUUAGUGUGCCUGACACUCGGGAUCAUGAACUAAAGUGAGAAAUCAAAGUGUAUUUCGAAUUUAAGGUCAAAGUAGCUAUGCUUUCAGUUUGGCUACUCUGUAUUAAAUUUGAAAUUCACUUUAAAUGUUGCCAGCUUGAUUCAUUGAUAUUAAACUUUGCAUCUGUUUUGUCAGUGAACCAAAAGUCACUGUUUAGUGAGUCAAACUUAUAGUACACCAUCCUAAUGCAGACACAUACAGUAUGACAUAUCCAAAGAAAAUUGACCCCUUAAAAUGCCAUGCCUAAAAAUAAACUGGUUUUAAUGAGUGAAAAAUAAAUAACAUCUAAUACACUUUAAGCAAACUUAUGGACUUUUCUCUAUAUUUAGUGCACUAUUUCAAAUACUAUAUAUUUUAUAGAACUGUUCACUGCUGUGCAUUGUUUGUUUUAACAAAUCUAAAUUUGUGUUUGGGAGGGCAGAUUUCCAAGCUGACAGCAUAUAUACAAUAAAGGUUGCAAACAAGGCCAAAAAUAUGAGCCAGCACACACACACAUUUCCAGAACAUAAACUUACUCAGAACCAUUCAGCAACAUUUCAACCAUAUAUGUGCUUUUAUCAAGGCUUGAUAAAGGCUCUUAUCUAGGCUGAAAUGUUGAUGGAGGGUUUAGAAUAAAGUUACUAUUUUUUGUAAUUCGUUUGUGAAGGGUUUUCAUUUUGGAUAACCAUCUUUGUCCUGUGCAUGUGAAGCAUCUCCCUGUCCAGUUAGCCAAUAUAUAUAACUGAACAGGGAGAUGCUUCACAUGCACAGGACAAUGAUGGUAUAUAUAUAAAACAUGAUAAUUAUAAAAUAUAAUGGCUAUAUCUGAGAAGACACAAUUCGUUUAUAAACAGUUGACUGUGAUGAAUAAUACCCUGUCUUCUUGUGCUCUAAUUACCUGCUGCUACAGUGGCUGAUGUACACUUUUGCUGGAGCUGGUAUUUCUGUUUCUUCAAUAUGCAAAGGCACAGUGAGAAAACAGAUUCAUUGGUGGAAAAGACUAAGGCUAUUGUUGGAGUAUUAGGGAAGACAUUUAAACUUUCAUAACUAUUUUUAAAGUCUAUUAUUAAAGCCUAAAUCAAAUCUGGCAGGGUUACCUAUUGAAGUGAAAAUUGUCGGGAAUUCAAAGUGAAUUUCAAGUUUCAGGCCAAAGUAAACAAAAUGGAAACAUUCUUCAAGUCACCCAGACCUUUUUGACUAGUUUGGUCUUAAACUUGAAAUUCAUUCCUUUGCAUUCCUGACAGUUCUCACUUUAGUCAAUAACCGUGUAUAUAUACAGCCCAGGUAAAUAAGAAGUGUUUCCUCCUAGAUGGUACGCUCAUUUGAGCAGGCCCUCCAUUUCUUGUAUCUGUCAAUUUUAUUUUGUUUGUUAAUGAUUUGCUACUGUAUCCCCAUUGUAUAAUUGCAAAACACUGCUGACAGUGUUGACGCUAUAUACGUUAUAAUAAUAAUAAUAAUAAUAAUAAAUGUAAUGAAUCAUGGAAGAAUCACUAUAAAAAUUUGACUAUCGCUAUAAAAAAAAGUUAUCCAGGAGCUAAAAGUUAGAAUACGAAGUGAAUUAUAUAUUUUUUUAAAUUAUGAAUAAUUAAAUAAAUGGCAAUAUAACAUGGUAAAAUCAGGUGAAUAAGAAUACGAUAAUACAAUAAUAAAAAUAAAAUAUAAAAUACGAGGAUAUAUCAAUAUUUAAAAUUUAUUUAAUAUUUUCUAGUAUUUUAUUUUUAUUAUUGUAUUAUCUAAUUCACCUAUUUUUUUUUUUAUUAUAUUGCCAUUUAUUUUAUUACUCAUAAUUUAAAACAAAAUAAAAUAGCUCAGUUCAUAUUCUAAAUAUUAGCUCCUGGAUACUAAUUUUUAUAGUAAAUUCUACAUUUGCUUUUUAUACCCAGGACUGGUUAAUCUUGAUCCAGUUUGAGCUUUAUUUAAGAUGGUAUUCCUUCACUCCCUCCACCCAUUAAGGAAGCACUCCCAAUCCAGCACCUGUUUGGCUGUCCUCCCAUGUACUCCAUAUAUACCAAUGUAAAGAAUCAUAUAAAUAACAACCCAAUCAAAUAGUCAAGCAUUUAAAACUUUAUUGCAACUUCCAUGCUGCAGAGUAUCCAAAUAUCACAACAUAUAUGUUUUCAUUUUGAAGUCUUUUAGGGAUCAACAGAUUAUAAUUUCCACAGAUUAUUAGAGCCAAUAUCCAGCAUAUUUCUGAUAAUCAGUACCAAUACCGUACUCACCUCUCUUAGUCAUUGCACACUGCCUUCCGCAUCCAGAAACUCUAGCUGCUAGCCAAUGAGGAGUCACGUCACAUCAUCCCUCCCUGUGAGUUCCUGUAUGCGGAGCUUAGCUAAAGGCAAGGAAGGUAAGACAGUGAAUAUACUACUGCAAUUGACUGGAAUUGCUCUCAGUAACAGCACUGUGCAUUCUGGGAUCUCAGUUAUUCCAGCACGCCCUGACUGCCUGAGAGUAACAGGAUUGUGAUUACUGUCAGCUUGCUCAGUGAGAUUGCGCGUUAAAUGUACAGAAUAUUGGUACGGAGUAUUGGCAAUCAGCCCGAAAGGCAACCAAUAAUCUGUAUCAGCAUCAAUCUUUAUAAUAGUGGUUGAUCCCUAAUGUGUCUUUUAAUGUGUUAAUUUGUCAUGAUAUACAUAACUGUUAAAUUAAUAAAUAUCAGAGGAUUAGUAUUUUGAUGAAUUGCUUGUUUAUUGCACAAUAUAGGCCUUAAGUGUCAGUGGACUCUCCAUAAAGUUCUGCCAGCCACAAACUCAAUAAUAGUCCUGUUAAAGCUGGAAGAAUAUUUACAUGAUUUUUCUGGAGAAAAUAAAAAAAACAGAAGUUAGUAAUGAAUUUACUGGAACUGUUAGCAAUUCACCUACCUUAAACAGGUAGUGUAAUUUCUAUAGAAAAGUGCAUCAAGGCUAAGUAGAUAAUACACUUACCUUCACUGCAUUUCCAGUACCUCCCAAGUGUUCUGCUUUACGAGGGACAGUCCCUAUUUGGGACCAAAACCCUCUGUCCCUCUUUUGUAUCCCAAUUUUCUAGAUGCCCCAUUUCUCCACACCAAUACUACUUACAGUAAUGUGUCUUUAAUUACAAUAAAUACGGUGGGUGGAGCAAUGACAUGCUGUCACGCAUGCGGAGAGGUGGAGCUGGCGUGGUAAAAACAGUGGCUGAGGCUAGAGAGCAUGGGGAUGGUGCAGAGAAAACCUCUCCAAGCACGCCAGAUAAAUUCCAAUAAAUGUGUUUACAAAUCGCAUAUAUUUUAACGCUAUGUCAUUUGAUAUUGCUCAGAGCUGCCCCCAAAGGCCACACUCCCUCUCACACUUGUAAAAUUAACGUGUUUCUUUGCUUAUAUAAAAUGUUGGUAUGUAUUUUGGAUUUCAGGUGAUUUCAUUGCACCAUAAUUCUCCAGGCACAUGGACAAUUGUGAUCUGCUGAUAGACAUUCAUUUCAGAGAGAGGAACACGAAUGUAAGCCUUUAAAUAUGGAACAGAGAGGGUUAACUUAAUUUGCACAGUGUUCUCUGGCAUUAAACUUAAAGAAUGCAAACCUUUAAUAAUAAAGACUGUAGGUAUCCAUUAAAUUGUAUAUAGAAGCAAGAUGUGACAAUUACACUUUAAGGCAAUUAGUACACUUAGAACAUUAUCAUAAUCUUACUGCCUAUACUAUACUAUACUAAAAAAAAUACUCUUUAGUUGCAUUUCUAGACCAUGUGCUAUUUUCCUUUUAUUUCUUUUAAGCUUCCUUUUAUUAUUUUAUUUUUUUAUUUUUUGAUAUAUACACAAUAUAUUUCUAACGUACGGCUAUAUGGUUUUAAAGUUACUACUACUAAUCCAAACGCAAGGCUGUCUUUAGAUCCUUCCCUUCUUCUUUAUGAAGGCAAGUUAACGUCUAAUCAGAACAUUAAUUAUUAUUUUUCUUAUAACUCACUAAAUGUUAAGUGACUGUUGAUUAACCUCCGCCAUCAAUCAAGUUACACAACAUUGUAAUCCAAUUAACAUUCUGAUGAUGCAAAUUGGAAGAGUUACCAUAUAACAGUCAAGUUGGAAUAGUCCACACAUUUACAGAAAAUUAGCUUUAAUGUGGACAUGGUUAAAAAACAAAUUUAAACAACAUGUAGCCAUAUUCUGCUAAAGAUGAUUUAGACACACUUUAUAUCAGUGUUCUCUAUAGAGGCCCACAGGUACAACCUAAAAUGUUUUUAUAUUACCUAUUAAAUUGUGAAAACGAGGCUGUGCACAGUGUAACAACAAAAUAUAUUACCUAACACCUUCUGGGCUUCAUAAUUCUGAAACAUUGUAUGCAGUUCUGAGGCAUUAGAUAUUCGCCUCGUAGUUUACUAAAUUGGUUAUACAUAAUAAUUGGUUAUACAUAAUAAUAUUUCAGUUAGUGUAGGUACCACAAAAAUACCCGUGCCUGAUACCUGGGCAGCAGUCACGCAACUUAAUAAAACAGGUUACCUAUUUUUAAUGGAUUCACUAUAACUUUGGCUCAUGACUGACAUUUUCAGGGUACUGCGUUGAAUUUCUAGGCAAAUACAGUUACUAACUCUACCAUUUUGUAUGGCAUUGCCCCAUACAACAUCUAACUGGUAUGCACGUAAAACUGAAUGGCGAAUCAUAAUCUUGAAUGUAUUGUAAUUUUGAAAACUGACACGGUUUUCCCAAUGUACUUUAUCCUCUGUUUACACCUUCCGCAUGAGGCAUGCAAAGCUGAUCUGAUAAACCUUUUUUUGCCAACUGUAAAGAUUACUAUGGGUAUAAAACAGCUGAGGAUCUACUUCCCAGGGCCCCAAUGCUACAUAUUGGUUUCCAGUAGAUGACCCACAAUUUGCUGGGUUUUUCCAACCAAUCAAAUAGCUAUCUCCUGCUAACACUGUAGAGCUCAUUUGAGGCUUACAAAUCAUUCAGUGCAGAUAAUGUUUUAAUUUGUCUUUCCUAAAGUUCUCGUCAGUCCUAUCUUCAAUUGGUGAGGACCCUGAUUGGUAAGUAUUAAAUUAUUUCAUUUACAGGUAAUUUUUAAUGGUAAAAAUAGAGUGAAUCCCUUCAUGUACACAUAGAAAUAACGGAACACGGAGAGGGGACGAAGUAUGGACUUAUAUUUAUGCCCUUUUUAUAUUGAGUGGGCUAGUGAUUCAUACUGAGGUAUUUGAACAUGUGAAUACAGUGCUGGAAGAGUCUAUUGUGCCUGGUGUAAAAACUUGCUGCCGGUGUGCAGCCUGGGACAAAGAAAGAGGUGGACAUAUUGAGUAUAGCAGAAAAGGGACAUGCCACACUCAAGUUCUGUCCAUAGAGAUCCUUUCUAAGUUCCUAUACUCAGUAUCCCUCUGCACAACAUCAUAAUGCAAGAUUAUAUGAAGAGUUUGUUUGUUCUUUUUUAGUGUCAGAGGGCCUGUGUCUACAGCUCCAUCUCCAAUAGCCCCUAUGCUAAUCUGGUCCAGAAUGACUACGGUAGCAGAUGCACAGGAAGCCUGUUUAUUGCUUCUUUUAUGUGACUCAGUGGAACCCCUUAGCAUCUUUCAUUAUUAUUGUACCAGGGACAUCUACAUCAUACAUCCCCACGCCAGUUACAUUUGUUUGAUUGCCUCAGAACACUUAAGGUGUAUAUAUUUCAGAUUUUUCUUUUUUUUUUAUCAAACACCUUAAGUAAUAAAUAAUGUUUACAACAUAAAAACACCUCUAACACAUACCUUAAUUAAGUAUUCCAAAAUGAGAUAUACUGCUCGAUAGUAGUUUUUAAUGUACACACAAAUAAGCUAUAAAUAAGAAAAUAAGAAAUAUGUUUUAAAAAAAAUUUUUUUAUAGCAUACAGGAAUAUGCUUAUGGCAUAGACUGAAUACCAAGAAUUGACUGACAAGCGAGAGCAAGAAAAACCAUGUACUUGACAGCUUUUCUCCUCUCCACCACAGCAACUACAGAGCAUUUGCUGUAGUCACUGUGACUAUUCAGCUGACGAGCAUGAUUUGUUUUGCUAGAAGAAUUUAGGAAUGGAAUGAUGGUUAUCACUCUGUUCAGAAGCAGAAAUGUUGGGAAUAAACCCAAAUUAUUGUUACUAUAGGUGACCCGCCCCUUUUCUUUGGCAGCAUCAGUGCUAUAGAGGAGGCGAAUAUAAAGCAAUCAAAUAUAUCUUUAAUUCAUGGCUUAAGGAAAUAUUACAGUUUCACUUUAAAAGGAUAAUCUGGCCAUCGGUGAAUAUAUUCUGAAUUAAAAUCAUAACAAUAAAAUGUAAAAGUAAAAGGUUGCAAGUCACCAUAUCUACAGAAUUUGACGUGCUUCCUUGCAUUUCCUGUGAGAUUGUGGAACAUGCUAACACAUAAUACAUUGCUUCACUCAUGCGGUAAAUCUAUAGAAUGGGAUAUACCAUUAAUUCCCUGUGGCAUACCAUCCAUGCCUGUGGCAUGGAAGCCUGUCAGAUAAACUAAACACCAAUAAGGAUCCUUGGGAAAAAAAAAAGAAAGAAAAAAAAAAUCUGGUUUUGAUAAUUUUUUUCUUUGCCUUCUUUUCCUCUGUUACGCGACGCGUAAAGCUUUAGUUACCUGAACUUUAAAUAUGAGAACAUAUAUUUACACCCCCUCAGUAACUUGUAUGUGUUUGUAACGAGUUGUUUGUGCAAACCUUCAUAUGCUAAUUUUUAACGAUCACAUUCUUAACGGGCGGAAAAAGUGAGAAAUAUUCCAAUGGCAAUCUGUCAAUGUCAAUCUGCUUGUUCUCCAAGCACUGUAUGACCAGUCCUUAAAGUGGUGAUUUAUGCUCAGCCAUCUGCUGUAGAAUCAUAAACAAUUAGUUUCAGAGUCCAAAGUAUACUUUUAGUAUGUAAGUUUGGCUUUACAUGGAAACUAUUGCGCACAUGAUAUAUAGACAAUGCCAAAACCAAUGAGCAAUGUAGAAUAUAAAUAGCGAUGAAAGAGUCUCCGACUCUGUUACACGCAUGAUGCCUGCUGUGUUUCUGCUGGAGAUGUGUGCAUUAUUGCUGAUUUAACAUGGACCACCACAUCACCAUUCAUAGUUUGAAUUUAACCCUUUUUGUGCACAAGUAGCUUUGAUGUCCUCUUCAUUGGUUCUAAUAGUGGCUCUGUCACUCCUUUUAUACCCACCCCAUUUUUAAAAGAUGAAAACGUUAUGAAAUGAUCAUAAGUUCUGUAUUGGAAUUUCAGUUUCUAUUAUGGGGGAUUUUGAGCAAUUUUUGUAAAUUUGAUACCUGUAUUCCUCUGUCAUACAUAUAUAGAGGUAAUGAUUAACAUGCUGAAACUCUGUUCAUUUGGGUGUGUUAAUGUAUGCAAAUUCUUUCAUAACUUUGAAAGAAAUUCAAGUUCAAAAUAUAUCCCAUAAAACCCUUUAGAAAGAAAAGAUAUUCAAAGUGCAACACGCAUAAUAUCACUCUUUGUACAAUAUAAAGUGCACUUAAAUAUUUAAAGUAACACUAUUGGCACACAGACCACUUCAUCUCAUUGAAGUGUUUUGGAAGAAGUGUCCCUGUCUCCUUAGCCCUGCAAUCUAAAACAUUGCAGGUUUAGAGAAACUGCAGUGUUUAUAUUGCAGGGUUAAGACUGCCAAACAACCACUACAGGUGCUUCCUGCUGUUUCACAGAGUUUUACUUUGUGAAACGAUGCUGAUGUACUCAUGCUUUCCAUAAGGAUGUCCAGACUUUGAUGUACUCAAUGCUUUCCUAUGGAGAAGGUCUAACAUGCAUUAGGUUCCCCCCAUCAGCUGACAUCGGAAAGGCCCUACCCAGCGCCAAGAGACCUCGGCACUGGAGUCAGGUAAGUGUUUAUUUGGUUAUUUAACCCUUUCAUUUAUACGGGGUCGGCGAGGAGGCAGAGGGACACUUCAGUUUUGUAUUCCUAACACUAGUGUGUUUCUUUAAACUCCAUUGUUGAUUCAAAAUUCAAAUGAUACCAUAAAAACAGAAAAACAUAUACACAAGUAAAAUUUCCUUAUAUUCCCCUUUAUUAUUAUAUAAGGGGAUUUUACUUUGGAUAUUUGAGUGUAUGAUUUUUCAGUUUUAAUAGACAUUUGAAUUUGAAAUCAAUGGUUUAGUUUAAGUAUUUGAGAGCACUUUAUAUUGCAUAAAGAAUGAUAUUAUGCUACCACUAUACAAAUAUAUACCCUUAAAAUCACCUAUGUUAUCAAACUAACAUGAUAGUGAAAGGCAAUAUGGCCAUAUGGUGGAACUGAAUCCCCAUAUAAUCACCAUAUUUGUAUGCAAAGAUAGAUGAUUUUAAGUAGCCUUGUAAAAUGUAAAAUAAUAUUUUUGUUUGAGUGUGUGUGUGUGCGCGUGCGUGCGUAGGUCAUACCUUUCGUACCGCGUAUUUUGGAGUCCAGAUCAGAUUCCUUUUUGGUUGAGCACCCUGCCACUCCCCCAUCUUCAGAUGCCCCUUUGGAAGUGAUCACAAGAAAGUAUAAAUUUGAGAGGUUUUAGAUAGCCAAAAAUGUCACUUUAAUUAUAAUUUUCAUUUGGUAUAGAGCAUAUAUAUCAUAAGCAUUGUAAGUAUAUAUAAAAGCAUUAUCACUGCAUUGUUUUUAUCGUGUUUUUUGAUAAAAAUUCAUUUUGCAUUCUAUAUAUUUACAAUGCUUUUACAACAGAUUAAAUAAAUACACUUUAGUUCAUUUAGCACUAGCACUAUUUAAUUUGUCACCCAUGUCGCGGGUACUGUAGCAUAGUGAUGGUCUUAACAUGAUAUGGCUAUAUGGUGGAAAUGAAUCCCCUAUUUAUCUAUAUUUUUUAAAGUUGUAUUUUUGUCUGUGCCCUGUUCCUUCUAGUGUCUGGAGUCUCCUUGUGCCAUUCUUUUAAUCAGCGUCAAACCGUUUUUAAUGCAUUAAUGCUAACGGAGUCCAUAGCAGCCUAUUCCCUCUGUGUUGCUUGGGCUAAGCAGGAAGCAUUAGACUGAGCAGUACUGGUGUCAGUGGUUGGCUGAGAGCAUCAGCUGACCAUUUUAGCCUGCCACAACACCAAUUGCUGGUCUAAACUGGUACGACUAGAAGGAAAUAUGUAAUCUCUGCCUUACCCACACCUCCAGUAGGUGCUCUAAAAUAGUUUAACCCUGAACUAUUGGAGGGACAAUGUCAAAUAGAUUCCAGGCACUAUAACCAAUUCAAAGAUGAAAUGGUUAUAGUUUCUACAGUGUCUCUUUAAAAAAAUAUUUUUUUUACAGUGGAAAAAACUGCCUAGGACUUUUUGUACUUUAGUGCACAGUUAGCCCACAUAUAUAAUUUAGCAUGUGAAUAGAAUGUCUCAGGUGUGGUGAAACAUUAUUACAUGUGUGGUAGGAGUGAUCUGAACCCAACUCUGUCUUCCUAUUCCAUUGUUCUGCAUACUGAUGACUCGCAUCAUUCUGGCAUCAAUACUGAGGCUCAACCCUGCCCUCAAAGUCUAUUAUAGACUUCACUAUACUUGUCAUUUUACAGAUGCGAUUUUGCUGAAAUCAUGAAACCAUUAAUAAAACCAUUGAAACCAUGGAAUGACAAAAAAGGGGCUCUCCCUAGCACUCAUAAUGUCCCACUUCAUUAACCGCAUUGUUAAUGUGGAAUUAACAUUUCCAUAUAAUUCAUGUCAAUUCUGCCCAUCCUGGAUGGUUUUGAUUGGCUAGGAACACUGAGGGAGGGGAUGCAUGGUCAAGGUAACCCAACAUUCUCAGGCUAUCCAUGCUAAGCAUGCAUUAUUAAAAGGACACUAUAAGUACCCAGACCAAUUAAUCUAAUUCAAGUGGUCUGGGUGCAGUGUUCCUGUCUCACUUAGUCCUGCAAUGUAAAAUAUUGCAGUUUUAGAAAAACUGCAAUGCUUACAUUACAGUACUAAGACAGCCUCUAGUUGCUCUCUACGAGACAGCCACUAGAGGCAUUUCAGGGAGUUUACUGGACUCUAGGUUAUCUGACACUGGACAUCCUUUUUACCUUUUAUGUGCCAGAGGGGGGCUGCAAGUGAGGUGGGAGCGGGUUGUACAAGUUCUCUUCAAAACAAAACCUGGAAUUUAAGCUAUAUGCCUAUUCAACCAGAAUUUACCCACACUAAUUAUAUAAUCAUUUUGUUCAGGAGAAAGAGGGUUUUCAUUUCACUUCAAAUUGUAAGAUAUGAAACAAUUUAAUAUGAAUAAAAUCUAUAGACAGUUUGAGAAAUUUAGACAUUUAAUUUUCCAAGGUUUGCAUGGCAUUUUAAUUGUGAAUGUUGCAAUACUAUUAGCUUUUACUGCAAUAAAACAGAUAUUUGUAUGCUGUGAUGUACCACGAGAACAACAUUGUACAGGAUUCAUGGUUUUUGGAAAGUUACAAGUCAAAUAGAGAGCUUGCCCAAGGAAUGAAAAUUACCCCUGUCAUGGAAUACCAUUUGCAAAAAUAAAAAAAAACCAAGGUAUUCAAAAUAGGGAAUGGCCAGUCUUUUUUUAAUAGUCACUAAUCUUGGCCAAAGUUAUUGCUCACAUUUGUUUUAUUUCAUUUUUCACACAAAAACUACACUUUCAUUUAGGAUAUCAUCAUCAUUAUACUGUUUACUGUUUUAAAACACUCAUAUUUAAAUUCAGUGAAGUCUCAUAAGUACAACAGUACCCUCAUGUACAGGUUUUGUGGGGUUUUGAAAAGUUACAGGGUCAGAUAUAGGACUUGCAAAUUAAAUUAUCUGGUAAAUAUGCCUAGGCAGGCCCCACAAUAAUUAAUUAAUAUAGUAAUAUAAUGAUAUAUAAAUAAUAUAUAAAAUACAAUUAGGAUGACAUACAUUCAGACAUACAUAUUCACUUUAGGUUCUCACUUUGUGGUCGGCAGAUGAUAGCAAAAAUAGGGACCAUGAUCAGGACAUAAGGAGUUCAAAUACUAGAAGGCCAAAUAGAAGUAACUGGGUGGAUAGCAACAUCCAAGUGCCUCCAGAGAGCCAGACAGGUCCUGAAGUCCCAGGUCAAUGGCAAGAACAAGAUCCAAGCCAUCAACACAUAUGCCCUACAAGUCAUCAUGUACGCAGAUGGAAACUGGCAAAGACAAGUGUUAGUCGCUGUGGAUGUCAAAACCCAGAAACUACUCAGAUUACACCAAAAAUCCAGCACUCUGGUGACUGUCCACCAGCCGGAAGAACAGAGGUUGGGGCCUUAUGAGUGUCAAGGCCACAGUCCUGGAAGUAGCACAGAACAAUCACAAAUAUAUCAUGAAGAUGGUGCCCAAAGAUUAACUGCUAAGGGAAUGCCUGAGACAAAAACAGAUAGAGGAUGUAGAAGCGGAGGACAUUCCAUGACAAGACAAACAUCUCCAUGGGGAGUACCACCGGCAGAUAGUGGAUGUGGCUCACAUUACAAAAUCCUAUCAGUGGUUGGAAAAAAUAAGACUAAAAGAAAGCACAGAGGCACUAAUCCUAGCAGUACAGGAACACAUACUCAGCACCAUAUCAAUACAAGCAGGAGUAUCACACUAGGCGCGACCCAAGGUGGAGACUGUGCAAAGAUGACUCUGAGACAAUCCAGCACAUAGUAGCUGGGUGCAAGAUGUUAGAAGGGACAGCAAACACUGAGAGGCACAACCAAGUUGCUGGGAUUAUCUAGCGAAAUAUCUGCACUGAAUAUGGGCUGGUCAGGGAUACCACAAAGGGUAGUUGACAAUGACAGGGCAGUAUCUUAGCUGUUUCUAGAACUGCACUCUUCUAGACAGUGAUCUCAGUUGUCCUACCUGGAAUCUGUUGAAGUCACUCCCCCAACUUGGGAGUAACAGACCUGAGUGCUCCUAUCACAAAUGGGACUACUGCUGCCUUUACUUUCCACAUCCUUUCUAGCUCCUCUUUCUGUCCUCGGUAUUUGUCUACCUUCUCAUGUUCCUUCUUCCUGAUGUUAUAGUCACUGAGUAUUGCCACAUCCACCACCACUGCCGUCUUCCAUUCCUUGUCUAAUACCACAAUGUCAGAUUUCUUGGUCAGUACUUGCUUGUUUGUCUGGAUCUGAAAGUCCCAUGGGAUCUUAGCCCUGUCAUUCUCAACUACCCUUUGUGGUAUGUUCCUUCAGGCCCAUGUUCAUCCCAUAUUCUGUGCAGAUAUAUCGGUGUACAAUCUGAGCAACUUGGUUGUGCCUCCCAGUGUAUGCUGUCGCUAACAGUGCUAGUCUGGUGCCGAGUGCCUGUUCCUGUGUCACAACUGGUAUAUAUGAUUUCCUUUUAAGGGCAUUUUGAUGCCUGGGUUGUCAAGAAGUCCCCUGAUCAGGAUCUCUGCAGUAGGUGAGUAUGCCGGGGUGAUUAUCCACAGGGCGUACUAUGUUGCCCUGUGGCAUUAAAGCCCACCUUUAGCAGGAUGGCAUAGCAACCCGGCCACUCUUUUGGGAUUAAUGUAGCCAAGGUAUGAGGUGUUCUGUGUGUCCUGGUUGAGCAGUGGUUUACAUUAAACAACUCCAAAAUGGUUUUACAAACAUUUAGAGUGUUUGCGACAUAACCAGUACACUUACCUGUAGUAGUGUUAUUAUUUACACUGCCCCUUUAAAGUCUGAGUGUUGUACAGAAAUGUUCUGUAGUGUUAUAGUAUAGAAUGUAUUGUGCACUGGAUCUGUAGUUGCUGUGGUGGAUCUGAUCGAUUAUUUGUAAAGUUAUAUGAUUGUUCAUUCUAUUUAAGAUACACUUUUUAUGCAUUAUUCUUUUAUUUUAUUCAGUCCCUGUUGCAUUUUAGUUUGUAUUACCACAUAUUUUUAUGCUUGUUCUAGAAUCUUUCUAAAUCGUUAAUGAGACAAUUCUUACUUGACCUUGUUAUAAUUGAUUUCAUGUUGACAGACGAUGUCUGGCAUCCUCUCCACUUUUAUAUGCGCAGCUUUUUUGUACUGUAUAUUUUGCUACAUUAUGUAGGGAAUUUAAAUUAUAGCUACGUUUGUUAUAUAUCACAAGGAUUUCUCAAGUUAGAGGCUAAACUGAUUAGCUGUUAAAUCAUACACAUGCAUAUGUUCAACAUGAGUGUUAAUGAUGUGACGCAGGUUGUAGAGUGAAACAUAUGGGGCAGCUCCUUUUGUCCCUGAGUUGGACAAAGCUAUUAUAUAGAUAAGUGUCAGUGCAUUUGGGAGAUCCCUCGUGCUGCAUUUUGGAAAGCAAUUUUUAAAUUCUUCAUUCAUGAAACCUGGUGAAUGGAGCUGUUGAUAGUCAUACCCUGUAUUGGCCCCAUGUAUUGUCUACCACGCCCAACGCAACAGAUGAGGAAAUAGCAAGCAACGGAUAUCUCCUUGAUGGUUUUAGUUGAAGCUUUUAUUGGUCACCCUCUCACAGCCUGGUCUAAUAAAAGUAUAAGCCUCUUGAGUGUCAGUGGGUUUGUUUAUUAUUUAUUAAUAGUCACUCUAGCAAAAAGCUAGUGGAAGGGAAAGGGUCUGGCAAAUUAUCAUUUUUACUACUAUUCAUAGGUACUCCUGUACUGAAUUUUAUAGCACAGACAAUUUUCUGUGGAUUUGGUGAAUUAUAGAAUUCUUCUGUUGUUGUAAUUGUUGUAUAUGUUAUGGGGAUUGGAAGUAGAUUUUGACGUUUACCAAACUACUCCCUACAGGUAAAUUAAGUGGGUGGGUACCUUUCAUGUUGUAUUUUUCCCAAAUAGAUAUAGGGAGUUGGAUGCAUCAUAUCCAUCUGUCCCCAUGUCCAUAUUAUUGGAGGUCAUGAGUGUAUAGCAGAGCUCCACAGCAAUAAUACUCACAGUCAUGUGUUUUUAAACACACUGUUCUCAUUCUGAAUUGCAUUAUAAUUGCAUCAACUGUUAUUAGUAAGUCAAACACCCAACUCACACAUCUGAAUUUAAAGUGUCUGUCUUUGUCCAUUUGAAAUGUUGGGAGGUAUGCCCAUGGAGAGGCAUGGAGAGAAAUUUAAAAGGAUCUUAUACUGAAGGGAUGCUAGGCUUGACAGGGCUCCACCCCUGACGCUUCCUCUAUUUUAAUGCCCUUACCUCUUAAUUUAUAAUCCUUCACCGAAUUAGGAUUAUAAAAUGUUCCAAUUAACAUAUGUCUACUUGUCACAUACAGUGAGGGGAGAAAGUAUUUGAUCGCCUGCUGAUUUUGAACGUUUGCCCACUGACAAAGAAUUGAACAGUCUAUAAUUUUAAUGGUAGGUGUAUUUUAAUAGUAAGAGACAGAAUAACAAAAAAGAAAAAUCCAGAAAACGCAUAUCAAAAAAGUUAGAAGUUGAUUUGCAUGUCAAUGAGUGAAAAAAGUAUUUGAUCCCCUAUCAAUCAGCAAGAUUUCUGGCUCCUAUGUGUCUUUUAUACAGGGAGUGCUCCUAAUCUCAGCCCGUUACCUGUAUAAAAGACUCCUGUCCACAGAAGCAAUCUGUCAGAUUCCAAACUCUCCACCAUGGCCAAGAUCAAAGAGCUAUCAAAGGAUGUCAGGGACAAGAUUGUAGACCUACACAAGGCUGGAAUGGGCUACAAGACCAUCACCCAUCAGCUUGGUGAGAAGGUGACAACAGUUGGUGCAAUUAUUCGCAAAUUAAAGAAACACAAAAUAACUGUCAGUCCCCCUCGGUCUGGUUCUCCAUGCAAGAUCUCACUUCGUGGAGUUUCAAUGAUCAUGAGAACGGUGAGGAAUCAGCCCAGAACUACACGGGAGGAUCCUGUUAAGAUCUCAAGGCAGCUGGGACCAUAGUCACCAAGAAAACAAUUGGUAACACACUACGCCGUGAAGGACUGAAAUCCUGCAGCGCCCGCAAGCUCCCCCUGCUUAAGAAAGCAUAUGUACAGGCCUGUCUGAAGUUUGCCAAUGAACACCUGAAUGAUUCAGAGGAGAGCUGGAUGAAAGUGUUGAGGUCAGAUGAGACCAAAAUCAAGCUCUUUGGCAUCAACUCAACUCGCCGUGUUUGGAGGAGGAGGAAUGUUGCCUAUGACCCCAAGAACACCAUCCCCACCGUCAAACAUGGAGGUGGAAACAUUAUACUUUGGGGGUGUUUUUCUGAUAAGGGGACAUGGCAACUGCAAUGCAUCAAAGGGAUGAUGGAUGGGGCCAUAUACCGUCAAUUCUUGUGUGAGAUCCUCCUUCCCUCAGCCAGGGCAUUCAAAAUGGGUCGUGGAUGGGUAUUGCAGCAUGACAAUGACCCAAAACACAUAGCCAAGACAACAAAGGACCAAGAAGAAGUACAUUAAAGUUCUGGAGUGGCCUAGCCAGUCUCCAGACCUUAAUCCCAUAGAAAAUCUGUGGAGGGAGCUGAGAGUUCAAGUUACCAAACAUCAGCCUCGAAACCUUAAUGACUUGGAGAGGAUCUGCAAAGAGGAGUCGGACAAAAUCCCUCCUGAGAUGUGUGCAAACCUGGUGGCCAACUAUAAGAAGCAUUUGACCUCUGUGAUUGCCAGCAAGGGUUUUGCCACCAAGUACUAAGUCAAAGGGGUCAAAUACAUAUUUCACUCAUUGACAUGCAAAUCAAUUUAUAACUUUUUUAGACAUGCGUUUUUCUGGAUUUUUUUUUGUGGUAAUUUUUGUCUCUUACUGUUAAAAUACACUGAUCUUUUCUUUGUCAGUGGACAAACAUUCAAAAUCAGCAGGGGAUCUAAUACUUUUUUCCCUCACUGUAUUUUAUACAUUACAUCUGUUAUUGUUAUUUUUUUGCAUCUUAUUACCAGUUUCAUAUUACAUCAUUGAUUACUAUCAUUAUUUUCUUUGACCCUAUGUUUACUAUUCAAACAGCAAUUGAGAUAAUAAACUUUGUUGGAAAUCCCCAUUAUCCUUUGCACCCUGCGUAUCAUUGUAAAGGACCAGGUCGACCUCACAGCCUGAAGUAGAUGGGUUCUUUGGGUGAAAUAUAAAUAUGUGUAUCUUUUGAGGUCUUCGACAAAGCAUUCCUCUUUUUAGGGGACUUUGUUGAUUCAGUUUAAUAUGAAAGAAAAAAAUCCAGUUCUGAGUUGAAUAUGCAGUCAUGGAUAACUCUGAUGCAAGCAUUGUUCCUUCUCAAACAGUUCAUCUCAUCAUCCAGUUUUUUUGAUCUUAAUGCUUGCCCACCAUUUUGGUUUCAAGUUUACCUUUGCCCCCGUUAAGAAGGGUAAGAGCUCACUUUUAUUCCAGAACAGCAUGGGUCUCCCGCAGCUGGCUUAGCCAGGAAGCACCUCUAGUUUUAUUUGAGUGAUGGCCAGAAGAGGUUUUACUAGGCAGUAAUGUAAACACUGCCUUUUCUCUGAAAAGGCAGAAUUUACAUUUAAAAUCUUUUAGGGAUGUACUGUACAAAUAAUGUCCCUAUAAUUUUAAGAAUGUGACUGGGGGUGUGGCUAGGAGCAUGACUGUUCUGAAAAAUGUUAGGUGACUUACUAACAAGGUAUGCAACUAAAAUAUAAAUCAGAACAAGAACAAUGUAUCUUAUUUACACAGACUGAUUUCUAAACACAAAUAUGUAGUUUAAAGACAUAUUACUGCAAAGCAGUGGUAUAAAUUGAGACACAUUAAGAAUAUUUACAAAAGAGGGACAAUAGGAUAUAAAAGAGAGACAGCGUGAUUUAGGUCCAAAAUAGGGACUGUCCCGCCUAAAGAGAGACACUUGGAAUGUAAGGAAAACAAAGCCACAUAUAUAAAAAAUGCAGAGUAAAAGCCAUUUUUAUUUGAGAAUUAAAAUGUGAUAAGUACAUGAAGAUAACAAUAUUUUUAAAAUAUGGCUUAAAAUAAAAGAUUUUGCAUAUACAUGAGGACCAGUGAGGUGUUACAACUCUCCUGUUAAAAAUUGGAAAAUGACAGAAAUAUUUCUAUUCAUUCCUUGGCAAAAACAAGUGACAGCUGGGCUUAAACAUAAGUAACAUUUUGUUUUUAUCAUCUAUUCUCAUACUGAAGAAUGUCAGGGUUUGUAUGUAGGCGCAGUUUAGAGAAUCUUCACACAUUUUUAAAGAGGAAAUUUACACUAUUCAGACUAUAUUAAAAGAGCCUUUUAAUACAGGUGUUGACAGUGCUUGAAAUGAAGACAGUUGUAAGUAAAAUGUGAAAUCUACAAGCUAUAAGAUGGAAGUAAUGCAGCAGUGUUAUUGCCUCUUCCUGUCUGCUAAAACCAGGCCAAAGCCUGUUUAAUGCUUUGUGUGGUGGAGGAGUAUUGGCAUAAACUUACAUUGUUCUCACAAGUUAUGACAGCCUAAUUAUUUUCUCUAGUUUUGUAGUUGAAAUUGUAUUUUAGGAACCUAUGUCUUCUGUUUUAAUUUGUGUUUAGUAUUUGUGUUUCUCCACAUAAUGCAUGACGUUGAACAUAACGUUAAGUGUAAUUCAAAAACAGGUACAAAACAAAUCUUUGGAAUGUGCCUGUUUAUAUAUGUAUUGUCUCAGGGAGUGUGCAACUUAAAAUAGACAGCUAUCUGACAAUAUUUUACGUUAAUCUAUCUAUUUUUAGGCUGACCAGUCAGGAUAUAGCCUAUGAAAAUACAACUUUAAUUUUAAAUUAUUAAAACUUUUAUUUUAAAAUUUAUAUAAGGCAAUCAGAAUUAGCGUCACUGUGUAUAUUGUUAUUUUAUUUCACCAACAUUUAUUUUUUUAAAGGGAUUCUGCAGACAUCAUUCUAAACAACUUUAGCCUAAUGAAGCGUCUCAUUGCUCAAUUCUGUGCCAUAUAGGUGUUAAAUCACUUUUGUUUCUGUCUAUGCAGCCCUAACCACACCUCUCUUGGCUUUGAUUCCCACACUUUUUUUAUUUUCAAUUCAAUCUUGACUUGCUUUUGAUGUUUUUAAAUCCUGCUCUGUAAAUUUUACUUUAAUCACACAAGAAGCUCGUGCAGGGUCUACAAAGCUAUUAACAGAACAGCAGAUAAAAAUAUCUAAAUUAAACAGAAUUUGCUAUGAAGGAAGAUUAGGAAGUCCGUAAACUAAUUAUCAUACGUUUGGAUUUCUAACGUCAGUUUCCCUUUAAAUAUACCAUCAGUAUUCAGUUUACCCCACAAAAUUCUGCACGGCAGUGCUAUAGGAACAGGGGAGGGCUGGCAGCCUUAGGCCUGGAGGGCAAAACCAGUCAAGUGGCCCAUUGCACCACCAAAUCAGUUCACCAUCCAUGCCCACCUUUUCCUGGUUUUAUAACGGAUAUUGAUGUUAUGCUAAUCAGUAGCUCUUUGCCAUACCCGCUCCUUCACGGCUCCAGGCACUGCUUGUUGUGAGUGUGAGCCACUGUAAAUUAGGGGCAGAGGGCACUUGCACUGCGGUAAAGAUGGGGCUGGACAGGAGGAGAGUGCAGUGCAAUCAGUGCACUCCCCUCCUGUGGGUCACCAGUAGACUGGUGCACCUGCCCAGGAUCAGAGCCGGUGCAAGGAUUUUUGCCGCCCUAGACAAAAUAAAAAUUUGCUGCCCCCCCAUGUAACAUCACAAUGCCCCACCCAUAUGAACUAGCGCCAGUGCUGCACACAGUGUGUGUUUACAUUAAAAAGCCUGCAGGGACCAGCUAUAGACACCAGAACCACUUCAUUAAGCUAUAGUGUCCCUUUAAUGUGAGGUACAUUAUAGAUUAGUGUCACUAAUAAUAUACUAGAUUGCCUACUUACAAGCAGAUGAGGAUGAUGAUGGGCUGCAGUUUGGCUCCACUGGUCUGGUGUAGAACAGGAUCUCUGGAGGCUGUUUGCAACUGUGGUCACAAAAUUCAAUGUUCUGGGAGAAUUGGAAGCAGCUCCAUUUUUUGGGGCCCCUUACACAGCUCAAGGUCUGGGCCCCAGGGCCUGAUGGUGAGUAUGCCCAUAAGGCCCACUCAUAAGUUCCACCCACCCAUGAGUUCGCUCACAGGGAGUGGAGUGUGUAGGGGAUGUGUUAUGUGUUAUUGUAGAGGAUCUAAUAUGUGUGCUUAUGGUAUGUAGUGUAUAGGGUUACCAGUUUGUGCAGGUGAUGUAGUGUGUUUGUGUGUAGUGGAAGCAGUGUGUAUUUGUGUAUAAGGGAUGUAUUAUGUGUUUCUGGUUGUGUGUAAGGGAUGCAUUGUGUGAAUCUGUGUUUGUAUGCAUAAGGGAUGCAAAGUGUGUGUCUGUAUGUGUGUGCAUUGAGUGUAAGAGAUGCAUUGUGUUUCUGUGUGUAUGUAAGAAAAGAAGUGUGUGUGUUUGCAUGUGUGUGUACGGGUUUGCAUUGUCUGUUUCUGUGUAUGUGUGCAAAGGAUGCAUUGUCUUUGUGUGUAAGGGUUGCAUGUGUGUGUGUGUGUAAUGGAUGCAUUGUGUGUUUCUCUGUGUGUAAGGGAAGCAUGUUGUGUUUCUGUGUAUGUAUAGGGAUGCAUUGUGUGUGUGUGCACGCGCGUAGUGUGAAAGAGCUCCCUGUCUUGGCCCCUGUCCUAUAGAGCUGCCCCUUCUGUCCCGUAGAGCUCUCCCCUGCACCUUAGUGGUCUCUCCUCUCCCCCACCCUCCCCUAGCGGUCUCUUCUCACACUCACCCACCCUCCCUGUGCUCUUCUCAUCCCCCCCUCCACCCUCCCUGUGUUCUUCUCACUCCUCCCUCUAUGUGUUCUCCUCACACCCCCUGUGUUCGUCUUACCCCCCUCCUCCCUGUGUUCUUCAUACUUCCCCCCUUGGUCGUCUUACUCCCCCACCUGUUCUUCUUACUCCCCCACCUGUUCUUCUUACUCCCCUUCUUCUUCUUACCCCCUUCUUCUUCUUCCUCUUACUCCCCCUUCUUCUUCUUACUUCUUCUUCUUCCUCUUACUCCCCCUUCUUCUUCUUACUCCCCCUCUUCUUCUUACUCCCCCUUCUUCUUACCCCCUCUUCUUCUUCUUACCCCCACUCUUCUUCUUCUUCUUACUCCCCACUCUUUUUCUUACUCACCCCUUCUUCUUCUUCUUACCCCCCUCUUUCUUAUCUCCCCUCCUUCUUACUCCGCCCUCCCCUCCUUCUUACUCCACCCUCCCCCUUUUCUUAUUCCACCUCUCCCUCUUCUUACUCCCCCCUCUUUUUCUUACUCCCUCCUCUUCUUCUUCUUACUCCCCCAUCUUUUUCUUACUCACCCCUUCUUCUUCUUACCCCCUCUUUUUCUUAUCUCCCCUCUUCUUAUUCCCCUCCCUCCCCUCUUCUUAUUCCCCCUAUCCCCUCUUUUUAUUCCCCUCCUCCCCUCUUCUUAUUCCCCUCCCUCCCCUCUUCUUAUUCCCCCCUCCCCUCUUCUUAUCCCCCUCCCCUCUUUUUAUUCCCCCCCUUCUCUUUUUAUUCCCCCCUCCCCUCUAUUCUCCCCCCUCUUCUUAUCCCCCCUCCCCUCUUCUUAUCCCCCCUCCCCUCUUUUUAUUCCCCCCCCUCUUCUCUUUUUAUUCCCCCCUCCCCUCUAUUCUCUCCCCUCCUCCCUCUUUUUAUCCCCCCUCCCUCUUUUUAUUCCCCUUCUCUUUUAUUUUACCCCCCCUCCUCUAUUCUCCCCCCCUCCUCCUCUUUUAUCCCCCCUCUUCCCAUUCCCCCCUCUUAUCCCCCCCUCCUCAUCUUAUCCCCCCUCCUGCUUUGUUUCACCUCUUCUUUUAUUCCCUCCUCCUGACCUCCCCUCCUCCUCAUUCUCUCCCCUCCUCUCUUCUUAUCCCCCCUCCCUUCUUUUAUUCCCCCCCUCCCCUCUAUUCCCCUCCUCUUCUUACCCCUCCCCUGUAGCAGCAUGGCGAGCGGCACUCCACGGUCGCGGUGGCCGGCAGCGGUGAUAGGAGGUGCACUGAGUGGUGUGCCGCCACGGGCCCACAGGAAACUCACAUUCCGCGCGGAACAGGAGUUUCGAUCCAGACUGGCUGAACUCAGUAUCCUCGACACCCUUUCAAUUAUUCAGGCAGCCGCCUGAGGCUCUUAACAGAGCGCUCGGGCGGCUGCAGUAUUUAAAGGGCCGGCCCGUCGCGGCCGGCCUUACAGGAAUUUAGGGCGGCCGGGGGGGCAAUUGCCUCCCUGCCCCCCGGCCCAGCCCGCCCCUGUAUAGGAAGGAUUCUGGAAGUUGUAGUUCAUUUGUCAUCUUUAUACAUUAGAAAGCUAAGGGCUGAACCAGAACUCCCAGAAACCUAAGCAAGAAAUUAAAUUUGUAUUACUGGAGUUUCUUCCUAUCCUUUUAAAUGCACACCUUCCUAUUGAUGUGUAUAAAGAAGAAAAUGGACUUACCUUAUAUCCCAUGCCAUACUGUAACACAUGCAGUUUUUCUUUUUAACUCUCUCUCCACCUACAUCCAAUGAUCUCACACACCUAUUUAGAUUUUCUUUUGUAUCAUGGUUACUAGACCCCUGUCAGCCAGCAGAAAGUGCAAAAGUUAACAGACUCUCAGAAUUGUGCCCACCUGAAAUGUACGUAUUCAAAAAUAAAUCAGAAUUCCAGAAGCAUUUUUUUCAGCAAUAAAAUUGCCAUUUGGUUCCACCUUUUUCAAGAGGCACUUGAACUUUUCUUGUAGUUAAUCAAUAGUGUGAUUACAUUUGGCAGUACAGCAAUAAAAAUGUUCUUGCACCUCACUAGGCGUUGUCAUGCUAGAGUGCUUAUUCUGUUAACUUAUUUUUUAUAACUCCCAUAUUGUGAUUGCACACUGAGUUUUUGCAACAAAUGUAAUAUUUAUUUCAAUAAAUACUUUGUUUUUUUUAGUAUGUUCUCCUUAUUGGUAUGAAUGUUAUAACCUCGUUGUGUGACGUCUUCCUCCCUCCCUCGCAUCCACUGGCCAGUAAAGGGUUAAACCCCCUUUAUUUACUUACCUGAUACCCAGCUUUCAGCUCUCUAUCACUAGUAGUGGAGCAGUGAGUAUUGUUCAACGGCCCCCAGGUAAGAAGUCAAGCCAUUUUUAAAUGGUCCGACUAGUUACGAUGGGGGGCAGGAUACUUCAUGUACCAUAACCACUACAAGGAGCUGAAUAUAGCAGUGAGGUAGAAUUGAAUAUAUAUGCGACUGAUGUUGACAGUUCCUUUGCUGACUUUGUAUAUUUAAACAAACUACAUUAUCCACAUAGGUUUUAAGCUGUCUCCAUUUUUGCUGCUAAUUAUAAAUAAUUUGGAGGUAUGGCAAUAUGUGCUUUAAGUUAUAUAUUGUGUAUUAAUAUUGGUUUUGUAUUUUAUUGUACCCUAAUGUAACAAUGCAAUGGUUUGUGCACCCAGGACAUAUUUGAAAACGAGAGAAAUCUCAAUGUAUCUUCCCUGGUAAAAUAUUUUAUAGAUAAAUAAAGUAACCACUUUUUUUAAACUUCAUGGGAAAUAUAGAAUUGUCCUAAUAUUCUUUGCAAUAAGUGAUUUUACCUUUUGUGGUAUGGUUAACACUUCACAAAGGAAUCUAGAUAAAAAUGACAACAAAUACUUCACAUGCCCUCCUACAUUGUAUAUGCAGAAAUACUGUAAUACUAUGGUGGACCAUGGGCAUUGCCAUCUGCGCUCCGUGUCAUGUAUACAUCCUAGUAAUGUGUUUUUAAAGGCCUGUUCUCAGUAUAUGUUCAUGUCAGAUAAAGGUUUACAUUUACAAUGGCCCUACUGCCAGUCAUGCACUGUGUCCCAGUGUAUUUGUUAAAUGCGUGUUUCCCACAUAUAAAUUAAUGUCAAAUAAAUAUUGACUUUUUAAGCCUGCCGUUAUUGUCACUCGUGAACUAGCACAGUGCCUCACAGCUCUAAACAUAAUAUUCCAGCUAUAUUUUCCGCUUUACAUUAUAAAACACAUUUAGCUGCCUGUGAUUAAAAAAAAAAAAAAAGCCUGGUGGAAUGACUAGGAGCCUCAUUUGUAGGCAGAGUACGUUGCUCCAUGCUCUGCUGUGUACGUGCAGAGAGUAGAAAGGGUUGAGUGGGCAGUUGGCAGUCAUUCAUUGUCAUUGAUUGCCAGUCAUUCAUAAAAAACUGCAGAGCCGGGAGAGGUGGAGUCACAAUAAAAAGCCUUUGAGACACUUGCCGGAGACGCUGUUUUGAAUAAUCUAAUGCAAUUACAGCGAAGACUGUUAUGCUGCAUGUUGGAUAUAAUGAAGAGAUGUAUGAUAAUAACACGGAUUGCCAUUAAUCAUGGCAAUUUUAAAACGAUAUUCAAUGCCUAGUGAUGGAGUAUUUAACUGAAAUGGUUAAAAAAUGAAAGAAUGGUAAAUCAGUAAAAUCUGUGUUUGCACGAGUUGCGGAUUAAUUUCCACACGCUUCUCCACGGCCUGUGUAUUAUUAGAUGUAGAUGCAGCUGUGCACUAAAAAGAAACUGUUAUGGGUGAAAUGCUAAAUACAGUUUUUAUUCUGAUAUUUAAAAACAAAAAGAAAAGUACCCCAUUUUUGUUGCUUGUUGAUUGUGAAAGGCAGACAGAAACAACUAGAAUUUCCACCAAUUUUCGGCAGCUACCAGUCUUUUCAUAAGGCACAUGCCACUACUUAUCCUCAUGUAUUUAAUUAUACAUGGUCAAUCAAGCAGACGGUGCUUCAAAGAGCAUGAGAUAGAAACAGGCGUAUGCAAUUAUUUCAUGAAAUAUAAUUGCUUUGCAGAAAUGUUUGGCAAAAUGGAGGAACAUUUCGUAUCUGGAUAGUGCCGCUCCUGAAAACUAGCAAUCUUUCACAAACUGUAUGGAAGUUUUGGAUUUUUGUUUUUUCAUGUAAAAAACUUUUAGACUUUCUCAAUGGAAAACCUAUUUGGACACGACUUAAUGUAAAGAAUUAUUGUGGAGUGUAUUCAUUGAACAUUGGAAUUGAUGCCAAAAUGUAACUGGCUAAUGUUUGUAGAUAUACAGUGAGGGAAAAAAGUAUUUGAUCCCCUGCUGAUUUUGAACAUUUGCCCACUGACAAAGAAAUGAUCGGUCUAUAAUUUUAAUGGUAGGUGUAUUUUAACAGUGAGAGACAGAAUAACAAAAAAAAAUCCAGAAACAAUUAUCAAUUGAUUUGCAUGACAAUGAGUGAAAUAAGUAUUUGACCCCUUUAACUUAAUACUUGGUGGCAAAACCCUUGUUGGCAAUAACAGAGGUCAGACGCAGGGCUGCCAUCAGAAAUUGUGGGGCCACUAACACAGCUCAAGGUCUGGGCCCCCAUGUGCAUGCCUCCAAGCCCCGCCUCCAAAUCCCACCCACAGGAAUACACACACACAGACACAGAAAGAUACACAGACACAGAAAGGACACAGACGCACACACACAUACACAGAAAGAUACACACAUACUAACAGACACAAAUACUGAAACAGACAUACAUACAUACAGGCAUACUGACACACACAUACAGAUAGAUAAAUAGACAGAUAUAUACAUACACAGAUACAUACUGAUAUAUACAUACAUACAUACUGACAUACACACACACGCACACAUACAUAUAGACACAUACAUACAGACAUACAUACUGACAUACACAUACAUACUGAUAGAUAUAUACAUACAUACAUACAUACACACAUACAGAUAUAUAUAUAUAUAUACAUACACAGAUACAUACUGAUAUAUACAUACAUACUGACAUACACACAUACAUACAGAUAGACACAUACAUACAGACAUACAUACUGACAUACACACACACAUACAUACUGAUAGAUAGAUAUAUACAUACAUACACACAUACAGAUAGAUAGAUAUAUACAUACACAGAUACAUACUGAUAUAUACAUACAUACAAACUGACAUACACACAUACACACACACACAUACAUACUGAUAGAUAUAUACAUACAUACACACAUACUGAUAGACAGAUAUAUACAUACAUACUGACAUACACACACAGACUUACAUACAUACUGACAAACAGACAUACAUACACAUCUCAUUUAUCAGCCACCCUCCUCUUCCUUACCUUUUCGUUAGGUGGCUGGGGAUGAUGGGAGCGGAUGCCUCUCCUCUCCUCGGCUGUCUCUCCCCCCGCGCGGAGUAAGCAGCACUUGCGGUACAGCAGCAGCACUUGCGGUACAGCCGCAAUUAUUUUUAAAGGGGACUGGUCGCGGUAUUACAUGGCUGCAGCGCUGACCAGGCCCCUGAAGAUAUAGGGCCGGGCCCACCAGGGCCGCCGGGCCCGUGACAACUGACAUGAAAUUCCAAAACUGACUGAUUGUUGCCUAAUAUAUUCUACCCCUGAUGGCGGCCCUGGUCAGACGUUUCUUGUAGUUGGCCUAAUAUAUUUUACCCCUGAUGGAGGCCAUGGUCAGACGUUUCUUGUAGUUGGCCACCAGGUUUGCACACAUCUCAGGAGGGAUUUUGUCACACUCCUCUUUGCAGAGCCUCUUCAAGUCCUUAAGGUUUCGAGUCUGACAUUUGGGAUUUUCUAUGGGAUUAAGGUCUGGAGACUGGCCAGGCCACUUCUAGCACCAGACCGAGGGAGACUGAAAGUUAUUUUGUGUUUCUUCCAUUUAUGAAAAAUCACACCAACUGUUGUCACCUUCUUACCAAGCUGCUUGACGAUGGUCUUGUAGCCCAUUCCAGCCUUGUGUAGGUCUACAAUCUUGUCCUUGACAUCCUUGUACAGUGCUUUGGUCUUGGCCAUUCUGUCUCUCACUGGUAAAAUACACCUACCAUUAAAAUUAUAGACUGAUCAUUUCGUUGUCAGUGGACAAACGUUAAAAAUCAGCAUGGGAUCAAAUACUUUCCCCCCUCACUGUAGCACAUUGAGAUCACUCCACACUGAAGUUUGUGAUAAACAAAAAUGUUAAAAAAAAGUUUUGGUAGAUAUUUUUCAUGCAUGUAUUAUUUGGGGUUUAACUGUAGUUUUUUAAGCCGUCCCCUUUUACCCCAGAAGAGACUAACAUCGAGAAGCCUUAGAAUCUGUGGGCGCGGUCGCGUCAGCUCAUGUGCUAGUGGAACCAGCAUGUGCACAAGCAGCUGAUCUGAAGUCUGUGGACGCAGGUCUGAGGGGGAGGAGACUAGUAGAGAGUACCUGCCACCUCCUUCUCAGGGCAACUAACGGAAGUAGAAAGCAAACCUCUCUGGUUGUCUAAUUGAGGUGUUCUAUAAUUUAAUUAUAAAAGUUUAGAUAUGUCACGAUGCUAGUGAUGGGUCAUCCCAUAUUGGAAUGGGACUGGACAACAAUAGCUGCCCAAUUGCCAUAUUUAUCCGAGUUACUAUUUAGGUUUUAAAACCUCCCCUAUACUUGUUUUUCAUAUUUUAAUGUGGUUGCACUGCCAAGGUCUUUUUUUUUUUUUAACUACUUGUUCGCGUGCAUCAAUGAGCCAGGUUCAUCGAUGUCCUUCCUUUUCACUUUUACAUUUUUCUUACCUUCCAGAACUGACUGAUUGUUGCCUAAUAAAUUCUACCCCUGAUGGCGGCCCUGGUCAGACGUUUCUUGUAGUUGGCCUAAUAUAUUUUACCCCUGAUGGAGGCCAUGGUCAGACGUUUCUUGUAGUUGGCCACCAGGUUUGCACACAUCUCAGGAGGGAUUUUGUCACACUCCUCUUUGCAGAGCCUCUUCAAGUCCUUAAGGUUUCGAGUCUGACAUUUGGGAUUUUCUAUGGGAUUAAGGUCUGGAGACUGGCCAGGCCACUUCUAGCACCAGACCGAGGGAGACUGAAAGUUAUUUUGUGUUUCUUCCAUUUAUGAAAAAUCACACCAACUGUUGUCACCUUCUUACCAAGCUGCUUGACGAUGGUCUUGUAGCCCAUUCCAGCCUUGUGUAGGUCUACAAUCUUGUCCUUGACAUCCUUAUACAGUGCUUUGGUCUUGGCCAUUCUGUCUCUCACUGGUAAAAUACACCUACCAUUAAAAUUAUAGACUGAUCAUUUCGUUGUCAGUGGACAAACGUUAAAAAUCAGCAUGGGAUCAAAUACUUUCCCCCCUCACUGUAGCACAUUGAGAUCACUCCACACUGAAGUUUGUGAUAAACAAAAAUGUUAAAAAAAGGUUUUGGUAGAUAUUUUUCAUGCAUGUAUUAUUUGGGGUUUAACUGUAGUUUUUUAAGCCGUCCCCUUUUACCCCAGAAGAGACUAACAUCGAGAAGCCUUAGAAUCUGUGGGCGCGGUCGCGCCAGCUCAUGUGCUAGUGGAACCAGCAUGUGCACAAGCAGCUGAUCUGAAGUCUGUGGACGCAGGUCUGAGGGGGAGGAGACUAGUAGAGAGUACCUGCCACCUCCUUCUCAGGGCAACUAACGGAAGUAGAAAGCAAACCUCUCUGGUUGUCUAAUUGAGGUGUUCUAUAAUUUAAUUAUAAAAGUUUAGAUAUGUCACGAUGCUAGUGAUGGGUCAUCCCAUAUUGGAAUGGGACUGGACAACAAUAGCUGCCCAAUUGCCAUAUUUAUCCGAGUUACUAUUUAGGUUUUAAAACCUCCCCUAUACUUGUUUUUCAUAUUUUAAUGUGGUUGCACUGCCAAGGUCUUUUUUUUUUUUUUAACUACUUGUUCGCAUGCAUCAAUGAGCCAGGUUCAUCGUUGUCCUUCCUUUUCACUUUUACAUUUUUCUUACCUUCCAGAACUGACUGAUUGUUGCCUAAUAAAUUCUACCCCUCGACAGGUGCCAUUGUAACAAUAUAAUGAAUGUUAUUCACUUCACCUGUUAGUUGUUUUAAUGUUGUGGUUGAUCAGUGUAGGUUUCACAAAUUUAUCAUUAUGACAAGUAAAGCAGAGGUCAGAGCUCAGCCUACUCACCCUGCUGGCCAGAAAGCCAGGCACCUACCAGCUAACUGGUAACGUUCCAAUGUCCUGUCCCAUUACCUAUUACAUUUUAUUAGUUUGUCAAACUGACAAAAUAUGGCUUUAAAGCAGCUCUGUCACCUACUAAGAUCCCCAGUUUAAGGAUUAUUCUGUCCAUCCCACCCCUCACAUAAUCUUUAUUGACCCCGUGAGAGGUGCAACAUAACUUUUUUAACAUUGUGCCUGUCCCGCCUGGCCUUUCAUGUAGCUGCCAUCUUGAAGUCUCCAAGAUCCGAUCCAACACUCCCAUAUUCUGCACUUCUUAGGAGGCAUGCACAUGAAAUCACAUGAAUUGUGAAAUCUAUCAUGAUCAACGCAGAGGUAGGAAAGUUAUACAUAAGGUAAAGAAGUCCUUACUUUUUCUCAUGUAUAACUUUAACAAUAAGCAUAAUUAAAAAAAAAAAAGGGGGGGGGCACAUGGGUUAGGGGUGGGGUAGAGAGGUAGGGGGAUGGGGGGGGGGAGAUAUUGGACAUGCGAAUGCGUAAAAUAAAAAAAGUGACCAAACGCCUUUAAUGAAGAUCUUGGAGAUCCCCUUUAAAGCCCUGUAUAUCUAGACCCAGUCAUAAUAUACAGAGAGCAGUCUUUGCAAUUGAAAUAGCUUGCACCUGGGGUGCAAGUUUGUAUCUAUACCUCCCAACUAUCCUUCUUUAGGAGAAACAGUUCCUAUAUUGAGCCCAAAUCCCUCUUCACGUCUAUUCUAUUCUAAUGUGCCUCUUUUGUAGGAUGUUUCUUUUUUUCAUAGUGUAUAACAAAGUUCCACAGCAUUAAUACUCACAAUAAUGUGUCUUUAAAAUGCAAUGUGUUUAAAAAUCAGUCAGUGUACAUAAGAUAGAGUGUUCUUGUUUUAAAUUUCAUUUUAGUUACAUUAAUUGUAAUUAGUAAGUCCCCUAAAAUUGCUCAGAAUAACCUAAAAAAUCCUAAAAUUAAAGGGACUCCCUAGUCUCCAGAACAACUACAGCUUAAUGUAGUUGUACUGGUGUCAGUAGUAGGUCAGUGCAGGCAUUUUCAUGUAUACACUGCCUCUUCAGAGAAAAAGCAAUGUUUACAUUACAGCCUAGGGGCACCUCCAGUGGUAGUCACUUACAUUCCCCAUAGAGAUGCAUUUCCAUAUGGAGAUGCUGAUUGGCCAACGCGGCAUUGUGCUGCAGGUGCACAUUAGCCUCCCAAUGCUACCCUAAGGGAAAGCAUUGGAUUGGCUGAGAUUGUCAAUUCUGAUGAUUUCAGCAAAGGAGGCGGACCCUCAUUGCUAACCCUAUCUCUAACCCUAUUUAAGAGGUUAAAGGGGCACCGGGCACCUAAUAUGUGUUUUUAACACUGUUUAAUACACGUUUGUAUUCCUGACCCUAUGGUGUUCCUUUGAUUGUCCCUCUUUGUCCAUUUGAAAUAUUGGGAGGUAUGUAAAUCUACUGGUUUAUGAUUGGGUGGUUUUCUUUAUCGUGCAUAGAGUGUCCCUUUAAAAAUGUAAACAACCACUUAAUUUCUACACAGUAGAGGGUCAUUAGCAUGUGAAAAUGUAAGCAAAUCAUGUAGUCAGGGAUGAAGGAUGAUUGUCAUGACAUACUAUUUAAUAAUCUACUCUGAUUUGUAUUGAAUUAUGAUACAAGUAAUUAUUAUUAGGCACUAUUAGUUCACAUUAUGUUUUCUAAUUGAAUAAUAGAUUGCUUAUAAUAUAAUCUGUGUAGGUGUGUAAAUAGUGAUUCAGGAAUAUAAUGAAUAUUAAUACAAGCUGUUACAAAGGUAUAGAGGAAAACAUAUGUAAUAUUGUGUCGUUAACAUGAGAAAUGUAAAAACUCAUAGCUAAUUUAAAUUCACUCCUGUUUUUCAUUGUCUUAUUAUUUAUUGUUUUAAACACCAAUAUAUGUAAGCUACUGUGAACAGAGAAUUACCAAAAUACUUUAGUAAAUUGAUUAACCAUAAUUACCUUUAUAGGAUUUGUAGUGUCUGCUACCAGUGGAGUUGCCAGCUGUCCCAUGUCCAGUGUACCCAAGUUAUUAUGUCAGAGGUUCUUCCUCUGCUGUCACCUGUGCUGGGGAUGAAGGACAUGAGAAUCAAUGUAUUAUUGUUGAAUUCCAAUAUAUACAGCAGAGUUUUAAUAGUCCCGUUUCUUGAAGUGGCAGGCCUUGGAGGGGAGAGGGGUCCACCCUGAGCAGCCUGUAUUGCUCUCCCUCCUCCCAUUUAUAAUAUUUUAGGUGGUCCUAAAGCCCUUAUUGAUUUGCAUGCAAUCAGCGGUGUGUGAUUGGACAGACUUGCUAGAAAUAAAAGAUAAUCUGUGUGUGAAGUUGGCGCUUAAAAAGACUUGCUAGUAAUGUCUGUCAAUGAACUAUAUUGGUCUCUGCACUCCUGUUCACAUAGAGCCGCUUCCUUGUGGUGUAUAUUUUAAAGAUGAUGACUAGGGAGUGAGAAGAGUAUUGAUGUUUUAGGCCCGCCCACUUUUUUAAAACAUAGCUGCCAACAUUCCUUGCCCACAUUCAUAGAAGAGUGCAGGUGUUAAGGGGGUGGGUCUGCCUUAAGGUUAAAGGACCCACCCUUCAAGUGCAUGGGCCUGUAUUCCUGACACUAUAGUGAUCCUUUAAUAGCAGGCAGAAGCUCCUGGUAUGCCGUCUGGGACAGAGAAAGAGGUGGAUAUAGUAAGUGUACAGGGGAGGGCUGGCAGCCUUAGGCCUGGGGGGCAAAACCAGUCAAGUGGCCCAUUGCACCACCAAAUCAGUUCACCAUCCAUGCCCACCUUUUCCUGGUUUUAUAACGGAUAUUGAUGUUAUGCUAAUCAGUAGCUCUUUGCCAUACCCGCUCCUUCACGGCUCCAGGCACUGCUUGUUGUGAGUGUGAGCCACUGUAAAUUAGGGGCAGAGGGCACUUGCACUGCGGUAAAGAUGGGGCUGGACAGGAGGAGAGUGCAGUGCAAUCAGUGCACUCCCCUCCUGUGGGUCACCAGUAGACUGGUGCACCUGCCCAGGAUCAGUGCCGGUGCAAGGAGUUUUGCCGCCCUAGACAAAAUAAAAAUUUGCUGCCCCCCCAUGUGACAUCACAAUGCCCCACCCAUAUGAACUAACGCCAGUGCUGCACACAGUGUGUGUUUACAUUAAAAAGCCUGCAGGGACCAGCUAUAGACACCAGAACCACUUCAUUAAGCUAUAGUGUCCCUUUAAUGUGAGGUACAUUAUAGAUUAGUGUCACUAACUAAUAUACUAGAUUGCCUACUUACAAGCAGAUGAGGAUGAUGAUGGGCUGCAGUUUGGCUCCACUGGUCUGGUGUAGAACAGGAUCUCUGGAGGCUGUUUGCAGCUGUGGUCACAAAAUUCAAUGUUCUGGGAGAAUUGGAAGCAGCUCCAUUUUUUGGGGCCCCUUACACAGCUCAAGGUCUGGGCCCCAGGGCCUGACGGUGAGUAUGCCCAUAAGGCCCACUCAUAAGUUCCACCCACCCAUGAGUUCGCUCACAGGGAGUGGAGUGUGUAGGGGAUGUGUUAUGUGUUAUUGUAGAGGAUCUAAUAUGUGUGCUUAUGGUAUGUAGUGUAUAGGGUUACCAGUUUGUGCAGGUGAUGUAGUGUGUUUGUGUGUAGUGGAAGCAGUGUGUAUUUGUGUAUAAGGGAUGUAUUAUGUGUUUCUGGUUGUGUGUAAGGGAUGCAUUGUGUGAAUCUGUGUUUGUAUGCAUAAGGGAUGCAAGGUGUGUGUCUGUAUGUGUGUGCAUUGAGUGUAAGAGAUGCAUUGUGUUUCUGUGUGUAUGUAAGAAAAGAAGUGUGUGUGUUUGCAUGUGUGUGUAUGGGUUUGCAUUGUCUGUUUCUGUGUAUGUGUGCAAAGGAUGCAUUGUCUUUGUGUGUAAGGGUUGCAUUGUGUGUGUGUGUGUGUGUGUGUGUAAUGGAUGCAUUGUGUGUUUCUCUGUGUGUAAGGGAAGCAUGUUGUGUUUGUGUGUAUGUAUAGGGAUGCAUUGUGUGUGUGUGCGCGCGCGUAGUGUGAAAGAGCUCCCUGUCUUGGCCCCCUGUCCUAUAGAGCUGCCCCUUCUGUCCCGUAGAGCUCUCCCCUGCACCUUAGUGGUCUCUCCUCUCCCCCACCCUCCCCUAGCGGUCUCUUCUCACACUCACCCACCCUCCCUGUGCUCUUCUCACUCCUCCCUCUAUGUGUUCUCCUCACACCCCCUGUGUUCGUCUUACCCCCCUCCUCCCUGUGUUCUUCAUACUUCCCCCCUUGGUCGUCUUACUCCCCCACCUGUUCUUCUUAACCCCCCUUCUUCUUAUUGCUCCCCCUUCUUCUUCUUACCCCCCUUCUUCUUCUUCCUCUUCCUCCCUUCUUCUUUCUUACUCCCCCCAUUUCUUCAUACUCACCCUUCUUUCUUACCCCCCUUCUUCUUCUUACUCCCCACUCUUCUUCUUACCUCCCCUUUUUUCUUAUCACCCUUCUUCUUCUUCUUACCCUCUUUUUCUUAUUCCCUCCUCUACUCCGCCUCUCCCCUUUUCUUAUUCCCCUCUCCUCUUACUCCCUCCUCUUUUCUUACUCCCUCCUUUUUCUUACUUCCCCCUCUUUUUUCUUCUUGCUCCCCCCUCUUCUUCUUCUUACUCCCCUCUUCUUCUUCUUACUCCCCUCUUUCUUACUCCCCCAUCUUCUUACUCCCAUCUUUCUUACUCCCCCUUCUUCUUCUUACCCCCUCUUUUUCUUAUCUCCCCUCCUUCUUACUCCCCUUUCUUCUUCUUACCCCCUCUUCUUCUUUUUACACCCCCUUCUUCUUUUUACACCCCCUUCUUCUUCUUACUCCCCCCUCUUCUUACUCCCCCCUCUUCUUCUUAUUACCCCCUCUUCUUCUUACUCCCUUUCUAUUCCCCUUUUAUCCUCUCUUUUCCUCCCUCUUCUUAUUCUCUCCUCUUAUCCCUCUCCUCUUCUUUUUGUAUUCCUCCCUCUUCUUAUUAUCCCCUCUUUCUCCUCCCUGUUUCUACUCUCUCCCUUUUUUUCCCUCCUCUUUCUACCCUCCCUCCUCUCUAUCAGGUGGCCGGCACUCCGUCUCGUGGCCGCCGGCCGAGGAUAGGAAGGUGCACACUGGUGCACUUCCUGUCAGUUCGUCGGUUACAGGAAACAGAAACUCGCGGAACAGGAGUUUUCAGCUUAUCAACGUCGAUUGACAGGAAGUACUUCAGUGUGCCCUCUAUUACUCCGCCGUGAAGUGGCAACCGCGACGGGAGGCAGCUCGCAACUUGCCAGGGCUCGGUUUAACAGAGCGCUCAGGCGGCUGCAGUAUUUAAAGGGCCGGCCCGCCGCGGCCGGCCUUACAGGAAUUUAGGGCGGCCUGGGGGGCAAUUGCCUCCCUGCCCCCCGGCCCAGCCCGCCCCUGUAAGUGUAGCAGAAAGGGGACAUGCCACAGUGUUAGAGAGACCGAAGCAGCAAGAGCAUUUUCACAGUGUUAUGUUAACUUUUAUAGUAAGUCAGUCCAUACAAGUUUUGUUCACUUGCAACCCUCCUAAGUUAAUACCCUCUGUACAAAGCAAGAUCAUGUGAAGAUUAGUAAAAAAAAAAACAAUCGUAUUGUAACCGUGUAAGCAUGCAGAAGCCGAACACAGAGAGAUGGACACAGGUAUUCAGGAAGUAAGAGGCCUUUAUUUACGUACCGAUCGGGUCUCAGAUGGACUAACGUUCCACAACAGAUCUGAGCCCUGAGCACAUAGAGUACAUUCCUUAUAUAGCACUGCAGCUCCUCCCAUAAUUAGCUACGCCCACACAUACCCUUAACCAAUCAAUGAACAGAGUCUAAACUCGUCCAUCCGGUCUAACCAUGUGGCACAUCUGAAACAAAGGAGAAGGACGUGUAAUUCCAGUUUCUGCAUUCCUGCACAUGCCCAGUACAUUGAUGACAGUAUCUUAGCUACGUGUAACUAACUAACUGAUACUACAAACACAUGUACCUACAUAUGCCCUGUGGCAAUCUUAGCCUACUAAGCUUUUAUUUUACUGGAAUUCCAUCAAUUUCCCCCCUUUGAUGCUUCUGAUUUAAAAUAAUUCCAGAUGCAUCACUAAUCAUAGUUUGCCAACACCUCUCAAGUAGCCAUGAACCAGAACAGACCUUGUAAGCAUCCUUGGCAUAUUCUUUUAGCAUUCCCCAUCCUGAAUAUGCUCUCUCUGGGCUAAAGGUUCAUAUUUACAGACAGCCAUUAUAUGGGCAGCUGUCUUCCUCUCAAUAGUGCUGUCUAUAACACUUCGUAUGGACCUGACCACUAAUGGAAUUAAGCAGGGCAGAAAGAGACACGAAUAUAAUAAAUACUACUCCUCCUACUAAUGCCUUAAUCCCUCCAAGCUGCUCAUACCAACUUCCAAACCAACUACUUGGGUUAUACCCACUCCAGACCUGAGUAGGUACAUGUGCAAGUUUAACCAUGUGACUGGUAAGUUCAGCCACUGCCUGCCCUUCAUCAUCUAUGUGCAGACAACAGUUACUUAGAUUAAACUUCCCACAUACACCUCCCUCUACUGCUAAUAAGUAGUCCAAAGCUAAUCUAUUUUGAUAGAUGGCUGAUCUCAUUCGGGUAUUAUGUUUAGCUAGGAGAUUGAGCGCUUGUGCUGUCUCAUUGAUGAUAAUCUCAACCACCGCCUGUAGUCUUAUAAUACGAUUAAGCAUAUAUAUUGGAGUUCUAUAUCCAUAAGUACCAUCUUCUGCCCAUGUAGCCGGUCCAUAAUAAUUAAUAAUACGUUGGGGAGGCCACUCAUCAUCUUCCCAGCUACCUAUAUUCAAAGAUGCUCGCUUCUUUUUAUGAUUCACAUCAUAAACCUUAACUCCCAAGGUCUCUCCUGUUUCAAUUGGCAACAAGAAGAAGGAUGGUUUCGGUAUUCGGAGUUACCAGUCUUGUGGUAACUCCGAAUAUGCCUUCUUACCAGUCUUGUGGUAACUCCGAAUAUGCCUUCUUACCACAAAUCCAGUACAGAUUUGCUGGGGCUCUCCAAUUGGAUGUAGCAGAUAAAUCAAACCAUAUCUCUUUCAAAUUAGUGUAAUUGGCAAAUGGUUUAGUACGUUCUGAGACAUUUGAAGCUGACCACCAAGUAAUAUAUUUUGUAUUAUCAUUAGCCUUUAGUCCCAAACAUGUUAACCCACCUACAGAUGUAUUAUACAUUAUCCCUUUCCUAGCUAUACAAACAUGACCUAUAAUGGAGGUUUUUAACCGCCAUUCUGAUUUACCUCUAGUACUCACUUGGUGAUCAGACUGAGAAAGUAUCUGUUGUUCAUCUGUCUCAGAACCAGGGUACCAUGCCUCCUUUGCUUCCCAUGGCCACUGGUCUCCCAUGUAAGUACCUCCACAUACAAAACAGUUAGUUACAUUAAGACUACCUGCAAUAAUGUCAGCUAAAUCUACAAAUAGGUUCUUAACAUUAUGGGGAAUUUUAUCCUCAAUACUCAUCUCCUCAUAGAAUGAAUGAAAAACCUGAUGAGUUUGGGUUGCUACUGUCUCAGUUUCAAUGCCUACAUAUAUAAUAGCCCCAGGAUCCAACCCUGUUCCGUAUAUUUGGAACCCAAAUAGAUUUCCAAACUUGUCCAUGAAGUGUUGCGGAUUAGAAAUGGUCAUAUGAACCGGAUUACACUCCAUAGACUUACAAUAUGGUGUGGUAGGCAACCUUUGGAUAAUCAUAUCUUGGUCUACUGUUUUACCCCAGGUUGCCCACCCCACACAAGACCAAUAUGGACAGAAAUUAAAAUCUCUAUUUGGGCAAUCAGGAUCAGUAGAUCUUUUACUGGGACAUAAAUAUUUGUCAUUGAACCCAUAAGUUCGUUCCCACUUUAAAUUACCACAUACAUUCCAAGGUUUUCCACUACCCGAGAUCGCCUUACAUGCAUCAAAUAGUAGAAUACCCGUAGAAUGUAUGGUACUUAUCACCGUCCUAUUUAUCAAGGUCCCCUGAGAGUUGCUAUUCUGAAUUACCAACCAAAUUGUACAGGGUUGGAAUUGGGGAUCAAAACAUUUGGGCUCUCCUUCUUCAAUAUAUCCAAAUAUCUACAUUAAGAUACAGACCCCUUACAUUCAUACUGUGAGUGCCAAAUAAGAGUUUGAGAUAUUUGAUUACCUGUCUUAGUAGUCUUAAUGCAACUAUCACAAUUCUGUAUGUCUGUACUCUUACCUCCCUGAAAAUUUAUAACAACACAUACACAAUAAAAUGUAUUAUUCCUGGUAUCCUCAUUCUUGUUUCUUCGACCAUGUGACGGCACUUCAGCUUCCCGACUGUGAGGGCUGCAAGGAUUGACGUUCUUCUGAUCCUCACUUUCCUUCAUAGAGAUCUCUUUGAGACACUCUGACUUAUGACACGUAGGCAGAUGGUCAGGCUUUAUUAUGGCCGUCAAAACACCUACUUGCUGAUCUCAAAAUAAUACUUCCAACCACGAUGUCCCAAUACUUCGCACUCACUCCGACUGAAUCACCCGCUUUAACCGGAUCUUACAAGGAUUUUCAGAAUCUGGAAUGGCUUUCCAAGAGUCUGCUGCUGGUUUAACCCUAGAGUGAUGAAUCCACGGAGUCACUUCUGCCACCUUUACAGCUGUUGGAGUGGACAAAAGAACAACAUAAGGACCUCUCCAUUUCGGACCUAAUAGAACACUAUUCCAUUCUUUUAUCCACACUUGAUCUCCUGGAUGGUAAGAAAAACAGGUGGAUAUAUGUUCACAGGUAACCUAUCUUGUACCCAAUUCUGUACUUCUACCCAACUCUACAACCUGCUGCCAAGUAAUUCCUUCACCCAACUGACUCAAAUCCCCCCUUAGAUUACUGAGUAUAGGAGGUGGACGCCCAUACAUAAUUUCAAAAGGAGACAGACCCAUUCUCCUGGUUGGAGUACUACGUAUGCGCAACAGAGCUAUUGGCAAAAGAACAUUCCACUUAAGCUGGGUCUCUUGACACAUUUUUGCCAACUGGGUUUUUAUAGUUCUGUUCAUCCUUUCCACCUUCCCAGAACUCUGAGGUCUAUAUGCUGGAUGAAGUUUCCCCUUAAUACCAAGCAAAUGAGUCAGUUGUUGUAGGCACUGAUGAAUAAAGGCUGGGCCAUUAUCUGAUCCUAUAGAGCACGGGAGUCCAUAUCUGGGUAUGACCUCUCGCAACAGGAAUCAUAAAAAUUCUCCUGCUUUUUCCGUACGGGUUGGACAAGCUUCUACCCAACCUGAGUAGGUACACACAGCUACCAACAGAUAACUAUAUACUCCAGAUUUAGGCAUUACCGUAUAAUCUAUUUGCAGAUCUGACAUGGGGAGUCCUCCCAUAUACUGGACCCCUGGAGGUUUAACAGGGCCUUGUCUUGCGUUGUUAUUUGCACACAGAACACAUCUUCGAACAAAGGCUUGAGUUAGAUUGGAUAAUCUCGGCAUAUAGAAAUGUUUUCUGAGAGUUUCUUCCAUACUAUCUCUUCCUAAAUGUGUGCCAUUGUGGAAGUUCUGAACAAUCUCUAUAGCCAGAGAUGUCGGAAUGACUAUUCUUCCAUCUUCUAACUGAUACCAAUUGUUCUCCAAAUAUUUUCCUGCCUCAGUCUUCAACCACUCCAUCUCUUGAGUUGUAUAAAUUGGAGUCCAUUGAGACAAAGGGGCUGGCACAAGGACAGCGACGUACCCCACAUUCAGCAGCACGCUUAGCCGCACUGUCUGCCAUACGAUUUCCUCUUACCACAUCACUAUCGCCUCUCAGAUGUGCUCUACAAUGUAUAAUACCGACCUCCUUUGGCUUCCAUACUGCUUCCAAUAGUUGAAGAAUUUCAGCUGCAUACUUAAUUCCUUUCCCUUCUGAAUUCAACAACCCUCAUGCUCCAUGGGCAUGAGUGGUUAAAAAUGCAUAAUUUGAAUCAGUAUAUAUGUUCACCUUCAACCCUUCAGCCAAUUGCAAGGCCCGUGUCAAUGCAAUCAAUUCUGCCUUCUGUGCUGAUGUUCCUUUUGACAGUGGCCGUGCCUCUAUCACCUUGUCUAUAGUUGUUACCGCAUAUCCUGCAUAGCGAAUUCCUUCUUUCACAUAGCUACUACCAUCCGUAUAAUACUGUACAUCUGGGUUCUGGAUGGGAAAGUCAUGAAGGUCCGGUCGGCUUGUAAACACCUCAUCCAUUAUCUCCAAACAAUCAUGUUGAUUUUCAUUAGGUUGUGGCAAAAGGAUAGCUGGAUUCAGGGUAUUAACAGUCUCAAGGUGUACUCUUGGAUUUUCACAUAGCAUGGCUUGAUAUUUAGUCAUUCGGCUAUUACUGAACCAAUGAUUACCUUUGUAAUCCAAUAGAGUCUGUACUGCAUGAGGUACUCGCACGUAGAGUUCCUGUCCCAGUGUAAGCUUGUCAGCUUCUGCUACCAACAGGGCAGCCACGGCCACUGCUCGCAGACAAGGUGGAAGACCACUAGCCACUGCAUCCAACUGUUUGGACAUGUACGCGACAGGUCGUUGCCAUGAUCCCAAAUGCUGAGUUAGUACUCCCACAGCCAUUCUUUUUUGCUCAUGUACAUACAGAUAGAAUGGACGUGUAUGAUCAGGUAGACCUAGGGCUGGGACACUCAUUAGUGCUUUCUUGAUAUCCUCAAAUGCCUUCUGCUGUUCAGUAGUCCAUAGGAAGGGGUCAUAUUCUGUGCCUUUUAUAGCUCCAUUUAAGGGUUUCGCCAAUAUCGCGUAAUUAGGAAUCCAUAUCCUGCAGAAUCCUGCUGCUCCUAAGAAUUCUAGCACCUGUCUUCUAUUCUUAGGUAUCGGUAUCUGACAUACCACUUCUUUCCUUUCAGGUCCCAUUAUCCUUUGACCUUCAGAGAUAUGGAAUCCUAAAUACUUGACAGUUGACUGGCACAAUUGCACUUUCCUCCUAGAUAAUUUGUAUCCUGCCUUUCAGAGAAUUUGAAGUAGAUCAUAAGUUGCUUGUUGGCAUAUCUCUUUAGUAAUUGCCGCUAUCAACAAAUCAUCCACAUACUGAAGUAAUACACAUUCUCCUGGGAUGGACUUGAAAUCUUGCAGGUCCUGGCUUAAUGCGGAUCCAAAUAGGGUGGGUGAAUUCUUGAACCCUUGAGGUAAUCUAGUCCAAGUCAUCUGACACUUUGAACCCGUAAUAGCAUCUUCCCAUUGGAAGGCAAAGAUACACUGACUUUAUGCAGAAAUUCGAAGACAAAAGAAAGCAUCCUUGAGGUCUAAGACUGUAAAGUAUGUUGCCCCACCUGGUAUCAAGGCAAGCAGAUUAUAAGGGUUGGGUACAACUGGGUGCAUAUUAACUACCGCAUCAUUAACUGCUCUUAAAUCUUGUACAGGAUGAUACUCAUCUGAUCCUGGCUUCUGAAAAGGUAACAAUGGAGUAUUCCAGGGGGAAGUACAGAAUUUUAGGAUACCAUACCUUACGAACUUAUCCAAGUAGGUCUGUAUGUUUCUCUUUGCCUUUUGGGGUAUAUGGUACUGUUGUAGACUCACGGGAUAAGCCCCAAGCUUCAACUCAAUACGUAUAGGUGGAAUAUUAUGGGCAAGCCCUAGUGGAUUAUUUUCUGCCCAUACUCCUGGAAUGUCAAAUUUAGGAUUUACACUUGUCAUUAUGGUAUAGAAGCGCCUUUCUUCUUCCCUUGGCACCGAUAUUGCCAUUAUGCCCGAUAAUCCAUUAAACUUCAGGGAUGUCGAUCCAUUGGGUAAAAAGGUUAUCUGGGCUUGAAGCUUUGAUAAUAAAUCUCGUCCCAGAAGUUGGAUUGGACACUCAGGCAUAUAUAGAAAUUGGUGCUUCACCAAAUGGCCUCCCAGAAUGCAAGUGCGACUCUUAAGAACCGGUCUAGCAGUGCUCUUCCCAGUUGCUCCUAUUACUGUAAUGGUUUUUCCUGAUGGAGAAGCAACUAAUUUAGUCACCAGGGAAUAUUCAGCCCCAGUAUCGAUCAUGAAAGGACUUCUCUUUCCCCCUAUUGCUACAUCGACCAUAGACUCCGCUCGGCCAAGGGGGAUGGAGUCCGGUCGGUAUCAACUCCUCUAUUCAUCUCCCUUCCCGGUCUCUCUACACUAGCAAUAGCUACCGCUAGCAUAUCUGCCUUCUUCCUUAUUUUACGUUCUUCUUCCCUCUUUGUCUCUGUUUCUCUGUUCAUGUAUACCUUAUUCGCAAUCUCCAUCAACUGUGAUAUUGACAUCCCUACAAAUCCCUCAACUUUCUGCAACACCGCAGCCGUCUUUGACAUUUGAUUGCCUUUUUCCCUCCUGCCUUCAUGCCAGCAAUAAUGGCUUCCCUAUAAGCUCUUAAAUGGGGCAUAUCAGCGCCAUUAACAUUCCAAUUCAGAUCCACAUUCGGGUAAUGGGCUGCAGCCCAUGCAGCUGGAUUGGCCUGGUUCUGUACACGGGCUGCUUCCUCAAGCGCUUUAAUAGCCGCUUGAUUGAUCCGAGUCCUUUCCUCAUUAUUAAAUAAAGUCAAUAAUAAUUGCUGGCAAUCAGCCCAAGUAGGAUUGUGGGUUUGUAUGAUCGAGGCAACCAAAUCUGUCAUGGCUUGAGGCUUAUCAGAGUACGAAGAAUUAUGUGUCUUCCAAUUAAAUAAGUCAGUCGUAGUGAAAGGAACAUAAACAAAUACAGGGUCUGCAUGUUGCAAUUGACCAUUAUCGUCAAGGUGUGUUGGGCCCUGUGUAAGUCGGAGAGGCAUUUGGUAAUGUCGGGGUUGGAGGGUACCAGUCAUCUGUCUGGUUAAUACAGGGCUUCGGUGAGGUUAUUUAAUAUUAAGUUCCGGUCUAGGGGUAAUGAGACAAGGGGAUGGGGACAACUGAUUUUUACUGAAUGAAAGAUCAGUUAACAGGAUAUUCCGGGCCAGGCUGGGAGGAGCCUGACCAGGAACCAGAAAUGAUGUCAAAUCCGGAUAGGUAGAAUUAAUGGAGGUAGGUACCGGAAGGGGAGGGCUUAAGGUGAGUGGGCUGGGCUCUGAGCUGGAUGAAUGAGUGGGAGGAGACACUAGGGUAGGGGGAGUGGCAACACCGGCAACACCUGCUCUAGCCUUGGUGGAGGAGUAAGGAGGUGGUAGAGGAAGCUCAGAUUCAUGGGGCAUAUCUAAAAUGGGCAGAGUUACGGCCCUGAUGGACAGGCGAGUCCUGGCCAUCAUGAGGCGACAUUGCUCAUCGUGGCAUACUUUAAUCCAUUUAGGCAAUCCUUCCACAACCUGUUUCCAACAAUCAAUAUACGGAAACUGAUCAUAAAAUUCAGGCCUACUAGAUACAGCCACGUGUACACGCUGCACUAGAUUUGGAUCAAGACUACCACGUGGAGGCCAUGCGGUCACCAAAAUAGGCUAUUCUCUGCUACACAAUGUAGUCAGACGUUUUGGGGAUAAUUUUACCCCAAAAUCACAAACCUUGUAUCCCUUUGCGAAAUUAUCUAGCAUGCAUGACAAGGGAUCAACGAUCUUUGAAUCAGACGCACCCAUACUUAGCAACGGAGCGGUGAAUUCAAAGAAACACAACAAACACACUACCAGCAGUCGCACCUGUUUCCCUGGCAACAGCACCACGUGGUACAGUUACUAGGCCAAACACACACAAAAACACAGCGCUAACAUGACGUCUUCACACACGAAAAUUCACCAAACACUAGAUACUCAUCACUGUAACUAUAAAUCAAACCCUGCAACCAUCCAUGCAGUAAAUCAACUUUCAAUUACCUGACUAUAACACACUCCAGUAACAUCGUCUUUACAAUCAGUAGUUAUAGUACGGUUAGCAAGUGGUUAUGGUACAGUUUUAGAAUCACAGGUCGAUUUGUAACAGUUAUGGUGUUACACAUAUAACAUAAAACAACAGAUUGUUAGUAGUUAUAUACAAUACACAAUGUCAGUAAUUAUAAUACACGUUAGUGGUUAUGGUACCGUGCACUAUUAUACAGUUAUACACACAAUUUACACUCCCGCUAGAUGGCAGAGCUCAAGCUUUCUAGCAGGACAUACAAUUUAACCAAUACACCAACUUACCAACUACAGUAUAUCUAACAAUUAUUUACAAUAAUUCCAACUAUUCUAAUUGGCCAGUACCUCGAGAACUAUCGAACAAUUUACACCAAGGUUCGGUUAGUCUACGCUGCCCAAGCACCACAUAUAGCGAACUAGUGAGUGGAAUUUACAACAGGACUCAUUUAGUCUAUUUACUCUAUCAAUAGUCUAGUGCAGGGGUAGGCAACCUUUUAGCAGCACUGUGCCGAUAUAGGAUAGUGAUGUCCCGUGGCGUGCCGGUCCUAUUUUUUUUAAAUUGUAUUAUGUUUGCUGCUGUAUUCUGCUUGUGUUAUUUUUACUGUAAUUGCUUUGUAUCGUUGUAUUUGUGCAUAUUUGAGCUAUUAUAUUGUAUAUGUUUAUGAGUAGUUUAUGGUAUUGUGUAUGAUACAUAUGAAUGUGGGCUGUGUAUGGGGGCUGCUUGUGGAAUUGUGUGGAUGGAUAUGUCACAUUGUGUGUUUGGUAGUGUGUGGGGGCUGUUUAGGGUAUUGCAUGUGAGAGGCUGCAUGUGGGGUUGUGUGCAUGUAUGUGGAUUGUCAGUGAUGUUGCGUUUAAGCGGAUUGUGUGUAUGUUUGUGUGUGGGCGGUCCGUAUUAUUUGUAUGAGGGGAGGGUUAUUCUGCAUUUCUGUGUAUAUCUAGCAGUGUGGGUGGCUUCCCUGGGUUCCAGCGGGGACCAGGCCGGCCAGAUGCAGGUCAAGGACAGGAGCUGCUCUACUACAGUGUGGAUUCCCAUUCAGGUCAAGGAGAGCAACUGUGAGCUGCUCUACUACAGUGUGGAUUCCCAUUCACAAGUGCUGGAAUGAAGUGCUCUGAGAUCACUUCCUCUACGUGCUGCAAUGCAUAAAUUGAGGAUUGUCCUUCACCACCUCUUCGUAUUAACAGAUAUCUGCAGUUUUACUGGGACUCCUGAUAAGCCAGAGCCUGUUUGGCUCUAGUAGCUUUGAGUGCUGUGCAAAGGCACCUCGAGUGCCGUGCAAAGGCACCUCAAGUGCCGUGCAUGGCACUAGUGCCGUAGGUUGCCUAGUGGUUGCCUAGUGGUUGAAUUUACACGCCUUCCACUUAGCCAAGAUAGGUUGAGAUCUAGCAGACAGAAUGUACACCAGAAUCUGCUUAGUCCCCCGACCUAGCGACCAAAAUUUACACUAAGAUACACUAGUCAAGACAGGACACCUGAACUAUUUACACCAAAAAUUCAGCCUGACCCAAACCACCUGCAUUAGAUGGGCUGACUACAGAGCGUCUAAUUUCCAAUAAGCGGUGCGCCUUAGCUUCUUCCAAAUAUAAAACCCCUUGUGGGCCUACCGCUCUAACGGUAUCAGUCUUACCUCUUCGUUCCUGAACCUGGGCUUCACACUCAUUGACGGAGCACCCCGGUACUCACUGCGCAGAAGCCGAUGAUCUCCUGGACAAAAGACCAGUGGCGCCGAGACGAAAGGAGGUCCAAGCAGAAGUCCAGGGGUGCUGCCGUGGAGAACGUUGGUAAAGAUCUACCGUCUCACGUCUCUGAAAUUGUUAAAACUCUUCUCUUAUAAAACAGCUUUAAAAAAAUUAAAAUAAAUACACAAAACCGCUUGAGUCUAACAAACUCUCAUUCUUUCCAUCAUGAAAUAUACAGAGCUAAAACAUUUAAACCUGCUGUUGCACUGCUAAUGAUUCAUUGCUUUGUAGAAAGAACACAAAUGUCCUGAUAAAGCAGAGUUAAACAUACAGUUGUCAGUUAAUAAAAUAAUAGAGUGUGGGAGAAUUUAAAAACAACUAAAGUACAAUAUAUCAUUUGCUUCAUUUAUUUUUCCUUAUUUUGUAGUUAAGGUGAUGUGUGUGUCCAGCUUGUAGCUUUGUCCUGUACCCAGGGCCGGCGCCACCUAUAGGUGAAGUAGGCGCCGGCCUAGGGCACACGUUUGGAAGGGGUGCCCUGCGUACGCCUCUUCACGCGGCGCUUGCAGACGUGGAACCGGAUCCCCAACGCUGGCCCAAGGUAAGCCUCAGGGAGGGGGAAGAAACAUUAAAAAAACUUUUUUUUUAUAUAUACGUGUAUAUAUAUAUAUAUAUAUAUAUAUAUAUUUAUUUAUUUAUUUUGUAACAUUUCCCUAAAGUCCCAACCCUCACUACUGCCCCUAACUCACUACCACCAACUACUACCUCUAAUCCCAUCCUAUUGCCCAUAACCACCCACUACUGCCCCUAAUCCCCUACCCCCUACUAAUCCCCUUAUCCACACCCUACUGCACCUAACCAUCUACUAAUGUCCAUGACCAUGACCACUCACUACUACCCUUAACCCCCUACUAUUGUCCCUAACCACCCACUAAUGCCCCUAGCCCUGUACUAAUAUCCCUAACCAGCCACUACUGUCACUAAUCCCCUACUACUGCCCCUAACCACCAACUACUGCCCCUAACCCCCUUCUAAUGCCCCUAACCACCCACUACUACCCCUAACCCUCUACUAUUGCCCCUAACCACCCACUACUGCUCCUAACCAUCCACUACUGCCCCUAACACCACACUAUUGGCUCUAACCCUCUACUACUGCCACUAACCCCCUACUAUUGCCCCUAACCACCCACCACAGGUCCUAAUACCCUACUGUUGCCCCUAUCCACCCAUCACAGGUCCUAACCCCCAUUACUGACCCUAAUCCCCCACUGCAGGUCCUAACCCCACACUAUGCAUCCUGAUGUCUUACUACUGCCCCUGCCCCCCUACCGCUACCCCUAGCCCCCUACUACUGCCCCUAACCACCCACUACUAUCCAUAACCCCCUACUGCUGCCCCUAACCAUCCACUACUACCCCUAACCCCCUACUAUUGCUCCUAACCACCCACUACUGCCCCUAACUACCCACUAAUCCCCCUAACCCUCUACUAAUGCCCAAACCACCCACUACUGCCCCUUAUCACCCACUACUGCCCCUAACCACCCACUACUGCCCCUAAACACUCACUAAUGCCCCUAAACACUCACUAUUGGCCCUAACCCUCUACUACUGCCACUAACCCCCUACUAUUGGUCCUAACCCUCCACUACAGGUCCUAAUCCCCUAGUAUUGCCCCUAGCCACCCAUCGCAGGUCCUAACCCACCAUUACUGACCCUAAUCCCCCACUAUGGGUUCUGACCUCUUACUACUGCCCCUGCCCCCUUACCACUACCUCUGCCCCAUAUCACUACCCCUGACCCCCUACUACUUCCCCUUACCUCCUGUUACUGCCCUGACCCCCCACUGCAGGUCCUAACCUACCACUUUAGCCCCUAACCCCUUACUUCAGCCCUUAACCCUCCACUUCAGCUUCUAACCCAUCAUUUAAUCCUCUAUCCACUAACUACAACCCUUAACUCCACACUCCAGCCCCACUGCAGCCCCUAUCCCCCACUGCCUCUAACAUCCACUACUGCCCAUAACAUCCACUACUGCCCCUAUCCAUCACUACAGCCCCUUACCCUGACUGCUGCCUUUAAACUCCUCUACCCCCAUCUAUAUUGGGCUGAGGGGGAACUAACUUGAAUCUUUCUUCCCAUCUUGUACUAAAUGGAAAUUCCACUACUUUCUACAUAAAUUUCCCACAACAUUCACAGCUGCCCAAACGUAUCACUCACAGCUUCACUUUCAGCCACCCUACACAACACACACGCCCACACCACAAAUCCACUUAACAUUUUUACAAAUAUUCAUACCCCAAUGAAAUGGGCUGCCCAUGCCUAUGCACACAUGUGGUGGCUUUACUGGAGUCUGGGCAAAUAAGCUGCCCAGGCAGACCCAGCAAAGAGCAUUAAUACUGGCCAGAUGGUCAGACUGCUGUAAAUCCUCAGGGAUUGGGCAUAUGUGAUGUCAUGACAUGGGCGGAUCAUAUGGGUAGGACAUUGCGAUGUCACUACAUGGGGGAGCGGCAAAUAAUUUUUUUUGUCUAGGGUGGCAAAAAUCCUUGCACCGGCCCUGCCUGUACCGGACAGCACCAUUGAACAUAUGAUAAAGACAGAAGAACAGCAUGUACAUCAACAAACUGCAAACCUAAUUUACAUGUGUGUUGAUGCUCAUUACCUGAGAUGUAUUUGUUCUGUUUGGUGACAGAUAAGUACAGUUAUACUGUAACAAAACAGCCGAGAGACUAUUUUACAGUUGAUACACAAGAGCAAACACAAGAUAGGCCUGACAAUUCUUGGCCUGAGUGACAAAUACAAAUGAAUGGCCAUUUUUGUACACAAAUCUCACAUGGACCCUAUCCAUAAAGAGCAUACGUAGUAUGGGUUUGACAGAUAGCAGCUGUUGAAGUUGCACGGUGUGGCAUCAUAUAUCCUCGCAACCUUCUCAGUUCACAUGCGCAGCAAUGACAACAUAUUCACAGAUCUGUGCAUGUCUAACAUAAGUAGAUUCUGUUUCCUGCAACCCCAUUGCAACCAAUAAAGUCCAAUGUGUUUUACGAAAGUGAUGAGCCCUGUCUCAUCUCACCUUAAGACCUCCUAGGUCAUUAAACAUAUUUAGCCCCAGAAUCCUCAGUCUCCAUGGAAAUAUCCAUUAUCCUCAGUUCAGACAUGAAGAACAGGUCCUGAUCCCAUUAAUAAAUUCAUACAGUGCCAGGGUAAAAAAUUCUGCACAUAUCCUGAUCAGUGUCUCACUCCUGUGUCCCUUACCAGACCUCCCCUUGGCAAACAUUCAUUUGUUCUUGUGUUUGUGAGACUAAAAUAGGACAGAUAGUAUUAUUUAAAAGAAAAGUGUGUAGCCAGUUAAAAAUGCCUCCCCCUAAAAAAAAGACCCAAUCUAUACCAUAAAAAAGAUUAUAAAUUAUACCAAUUUAGUCAAAAGUGGCCACUAGUAAAACUAACUAUAAUCAAUCUACAAAUGCUGAAAAUUUUAAAAAUUGGAAAAACAAUGUUAAAAAGUAUAAGCGUAAUAACUGAACAAAGUGACCACAUAGAAUAAUACUGUGGAUCUGGUAAUGUUUAUUUUUUUUAAAUGGAUCAGUUCAUCUUAGGAAAGCAGAGUCAUGAAGGUAUUUAUUGAAUAUAUCCAAGUUGGACUAUUAAAUGAGAUAAAUUAUUUCAAAGUCAUAUUCUGUCCCAGGGGUGUAAAAUGCUACUUUGAAAGCUCUCGCUGUGUUAUUGACAAUUAAAAGAAUUCCCUUAAUACUAAGAUGAAAUGUUCCCAUUUUCAUUAUGAUUUUGGCUGCACUGUUUAGUAGUAGUAUCACGGGGUUAUUCACUAUAGUGAGUAUUAUUGGGAACUCCAAAGGAACUCAAAGUGAAUUUCAAAUUUAAAAGGAUAGCACCAAAACAACUUUAACUUAGUAAAGCAGUGUUGGUGUAUAGAUCAUGCCCCUGCACCGUCAUUGCUCAAUUAUCUGGCAUUUAGGAGGAUAUAGGUCAACUGCUGAUAACUAUGUAUAUAUAUAUAUAUAUAUAUAUAUAUAUAUAUAUAUAUAUAUACAUUUUUUUUAAAUUUAUUUAUUAUUUUUUAUUUGUUUUAUUCUAUCUUUCUUAGUUAACAGCAGUGUUAUGCAAUAGCCAGUUAAAGGGUGAGUUAAUGUGGAUUCUUUUGACAUUUCACAAGGCAUUUUUUACAAUGUGAAGAUUCACAGGAAUUAGUUCAAGGUAUCUGCAGUGAUUGUCUGCUUCCAACAGACUUCUUUUUCAUUGCACAUGUUCAGAGUAACUGUGAUCACAAAUAUAUAUCGCUACGGCAUGUACUCUGGCAGAAUCCAUAUUUACGUCAUUUCACAAAGCUACACAGUUGGGAAUGACAGAACACCUUUUAAGUUUCUUUCUAUAUAAAGGUGAAGGAGCCAUACAGAAGGUAAGUGCAGGGCAAACAUCCUGUCAUGUUAGACAAUGUUGAAUAGGUAUCUAUUUCUAAGAAUUAAAGAACCACAAUUCAAAGAAGUGAAAAAUAAUGAUUUCCACCUACUGUGAUACCUGAUAUUAUGUAACAACGAGAACUUUCAGAAUGACUGAAGGAAAACUAAAGAUCACAUUCUGAAGGACAUCUGUACUCAGCAGGAAAAUAAUGUUUUUUUCUUUUGUAUUUUAUUGAAUUUUAAUAGGAGUGGGAGGGAGGGUUAUUUAAAGUUAGAGAGUUAUUAUAUUACAUAUAUCAGGAUUCUUAACCCAUGGCAUCGGUGCCAUCUUGCAGGGUGUUUCUUCAUGUCUAUUUAAUUUGAUUUACUAAACUGGAAACUGUUGGAAACUGACAGGGUGAUGGCAACGUUUAGACCAAAAUGACAGAAAUGGUCAUAUUCAACAACCUAGCUGUCUCUCCUGAUUGGCUGUUAUGGUUAAAAAUGUGCAACUUUCUUUUUGAUUUUUCACAUUUAUAACUGGGUAAUAAACUCUCAUUAUGUAAAUUUAAUAGAGAACAGCAGUUACUCAAACAUCUAUUUAAAAAAUGUUUGAGAACGUCCAUGUGUAACUAAUGUUCUUUUUGGUCUUGCUUGGACAUUUUAUUGAUGAUCACCUGACCGUACAAACCCUGACUACAUACAUACAUGCACAAAUACAUUGCUAAUUUGCCAUGGUUAAGUAAAGUUAUGUAUAGUAAACUGAAAAAAAAAAUGCACACCUGACUGUCAGACAACACUAAUGUUUUCUAGAGACCACAGAAGAGCCCCUAUUGGCUAUUGCUAGCACACUUAUUUCAUUAAUGGAUAAAACAAUUAAUGAAAUAAGUGUGCUAACAAUAGCCAAUAGGGGCUCUUCUGUGGUCUCUAGAAAACAUUAGUGUUGUCUGACAGUAAGAAUUUGGUUAUUCAAUAUAGUGAGCCAAAAUAAUGGAAAUUCUAUUUAUUUUAUUCCACAACUUUAUGUAAAUCUCACUAGGUGUCGUUUUAAACUAUAGUGUACCAAACUAAAGAUUCAAUAUUUUCCAAAACUUGUAAUUUGUGUUCUUUAAUGGGUUGCAUAGGUCCACCUUACAUUUCUCUACCUGUCCUAUAACUUUAGGAAGUACCAACAAACUUUUACUUUUCUUCUGUUCUUCUUAAAUUUGCUCUGGAAAACAGAACCUUUUAUAGAAUCUCAAGAUCUUACAUUGAUCUAUAAUUAGACAAAACACUAUGAUUUACUUAUUAGUAAAUACUGUAGGCAUUGCCUUGGCAGCACACCAAAGAACUGUGACAGUAACAUAAAGAAAAAUUGGGAUUAGCUUCCAAUGCACUACUAAUUAUAGGAGUUGUCAACUCUUAUGGAAGAAUCCUAGGACUAUAUAAUUAGUCUCUCCUUUUUAAUGUUUUAAUUGUUUUAAAUUCCCGCCUCCUGAAAUUAAUUUAAUGUUAAAUGAGCAGGUCUGUUUAGCAGGAGCGUAUCAUUAUAUUAGAUUUAUUUGGCUAAAGUUGACUUUACCGGGGCCUUGCGGAACUCUAACCUAGCUCUGUUGGUAAAAAGCAAUCAAUAUAUGUUGGACUAUGUAUACAUUUAAAAAUAAUAGUAUGUUUAUUUCACUCUCAACAUUUCAAAAGGCACAUAUAGAGACCUUGUUUUAGGGGGAUUUUCGGGAAAUGUGGUUAGGGGGUGGGGAACUACUGUAUUGUAAAUCAAUUAAAAACUGACUAGUUGGAGAGAAUUUAGAGAUGUACCAAGAGACCAAAAAGAACACUUGUUUGAAAUGAAUUGCUAAAUGUGUGGUUCCGAUGUUUUCCUUUUUGGGAACCAAGACUAUUUAUUUUAUUGGGUAAGUCAUUUGGUAUAUUAAUAAACAUUUUAUUUACACAAGUUAAUUUAUAUAUAUUAUAAAAACCAAACAAAUAAAGUUACUUGUGCACUAUUAUAAAUCUCUGUGCAUAAUAAAUGGAUGUUGUUUUGGCCAUUAGAUGUAAGCCCACCUGCCACAUCAAGGCAAAACUCUUGAUGCCAUGUUACAGUGCUUCCACCCAUCCCAUGUGUUCCCUAUUAAAGGACCACUCUAGGCACCCAGACCACUUCAGCUUAAUAAAGUGGUCUGGGUGCCAGGUCCAGCUAGGGUUAACCCAUUUUUUCAUAAACAUAGCAGUUUCAGAGAAACUGCUAUGUUUAUGAAUGGGUUAAGCCUUCCCCCUAAUCCUCUAGUGGCUGUCUCAUUGACAGCUACUAGAGGCGCUUGCGUGCUUCUCACUGUGAUUUUCACAGUGAGAGCACGCCAGCGUCCAUAGGAAAGCAUUAUGAAUGCUUUCCUAUGUGACCGGCUGAAUGCGCGCGCAGCUCUUGCCGCGCGUGCGCAUUCAGCCGACGGGAAGGAGAAGAGGAGGAUCGGAGGAGGAGAGCUCUCCGCCCAGCGCUGGAAAAAGGUAAGUUUUAACCCCUUUCCCCUUUCCAGAGCCGGGCAGGAGGGGGACCCCAAGGGUGGGGGCACCCUCAGGGCACUAUAGUGCCAGGAAAGCGAGUAUGUUUUCCUGGCACUAUAGUGGUCCUUUAAGGGUUAAUAACUAUCUACUGGUUUAAUUAUUUUUUCUUUGUCUGAAGCUGCAGCAAGCAUGAUGAAUUAAUAGUGUAGGACUCACAUAAGUGGUUUGCCUUGACGUGGCAGGCGGGCUUACAUCUAAUGGCCAUUGGAGUGACUAAAUAACCUCCAUUUAUUUAAAUAUGCACAGGGAUUUGGAAAAGUGCACAAGCAACUUUUUACUUUUUUCUUUGGUUUUUAUUGUAUGUAUUGUGGUGGGAGUCUGAGCGCAGGACUUAUUUUUGUGUAUUUGUUUUAUAUAUAUAUAUAUAUAUAUAUAUAUAUAUGUGCAUAUGUGUCAACUGGAAGACCGAUUGACAGAUUAGGUAUUUAUAUUGAUGAGGAGCUUUGUGGUGCUCUCAUAUAAACCAGUUCUUUAUAACCUUCUAGAAAAUGAGGGUAAAAAAAGUAGGAGUUUAUUGAUUUGUGACUGAUAGCCGUAGGUGAGACAGCUACAUUUUAAAAAUUAAUUCUAUAAUUAAAGCACUGGUAUAGCCCUUGGCCUGUGGGAAUGCAUGCCCUUAUUACAAAAGACAGUAAGACUUAAAGGGUCAUGGGUUCUGACAGAAGCCUGGAAGUUCUGAAAAUUGAGGUAAGUGCAUAUGUGUAACCUAGGAUAUGAUGCAGGGCCAGACUGGCGCAUGGGCUGCACUCAGUGGUGUAUCCUGGUUUUGUGCUGCCCUAGGCAGGACAAAACUCAGACGCCCCCUCCCCCCGUGCCACCCCCACCUAACCCUUCCCCCCCGCCCCACCUUCUAAAUACACACACACACAGUCAGACACAAACAAACACACACACAGUCAGACACACACACACACAGUCAGACACACACACACACACACACAGUCAGACACAAACACACACACACAGUCAGACACAAACACACAGUCAGACACAAACACAUAGUCAGACACACACACAGUCAGACACAAACACACACACACACACACAGUCAGACACAAACACACACACACAAUCACUCACAUUAACACUUUUUUUUUAAUUUAACCCUCCCCCAGCCUCCUUACCUUUGGGAAUGCUUGGGGGGGGGAGUUCUCUCUCUCCCUGGGGGUCCAGUGGCUGCCGGUCGGGCUGCUGGGUGUGCGGGCUGCUGGCGAGGGAGCACUUCCUCUGAGCACUCUGCUCAGCUCCUUCACGCACUGCAGAGUGAGGCUGGGAGCCGGAAGAUGAAGUCAUAUUCCGGCUCCCAGCCUCACUCUGCGGCGCGCGAGGGAGCUGAGCAGACCGCCCAGCAUGUCAGUUAGCCGCAAGGCUAACUAGGCAUUUGCCCUGGGAAUUUAGGGGGCGGCGUUUUUUGCCGCCCCCUGAAAAAUGCUGCCCAAGGCAAAUGCCUUGUUUGCCUCACGGCUAAUACGCCCCUGACUGCACUGGAAGUGCAUUAAACUAACAUCAUUGUCAUUGUUUCACCCCCUAGCAGUUGCACUCUCUGUGUAGAAAUUGCCUGGGCUGAAUUUUUUUUUCUGUCUGGUCCUGAUAUGAUGUGUAAAAAAUAGACCCACUAAACUAAAAUAAACAAAAAUGUUUUUAAUAGCACUCUCUGCCCUGUGACAUGGAGAGUUUUAAUAGGGAAUACAGAUGUAUAGUUUGUGCAAUAAACACAUGCAUAUACUGUUACUAUAGAGGUAUUAUAUACAAGCAUGCUAGGUCUAGAUGCACCCAUGUGCUCCAAUAAGUGAGGCAUCUCCCAAGGUCAUGGGUGGCAUAUGUAUGAAUCUGAACCCUUUAACGGAGACCAGAUCCACGUAUCAUAAUAUGUAAUGUGGAUCUAUCUGUAUUUCACCACUGCCAUGUGUGGACUGGAUUUAAAUUUGCUCAAUCAAGUGGAUCUUUUUCUCCAUUCAUUGGUGGGUGACAAGCCCACUUUAAAGAAAAUAAUGUUGGAGCGUUGUCAUUGUAACCUGUGCCAAUGCUCCAAAAAGCCAGGGCUUGCAAGAGAGAGUUAGGAACCUGCAGAGGAGUAGACAGACAGUCUUGCGAGCUCUCUCUUCAGCAGAGAGAGACUGCAAACGGUGUGAGGAGGGAGAUCUUCCUCCCUGUGAUAGUAUAGAUAGAUAUAUUGCAAAAUCUGCCCGAAGGGCAGCCCUGGAUGUAAAUAUGACCCUGCUUAAAUUUUAUGUACUAAUAAAGAAUCUCUCGUUAUUAUUUUAUAUGUAUGUAUGUAUAUCUAACUAAUUGUAAAUUAUACGAAGCCCACUUUCUUAAAAAAUGUUCUUGCUUUUUACAAUAUGGAGACACGUAUGAACUGGAUAGGGCUCACCAUAAAUACAAAACACAUAAUAAAAGUUAAAAGAUUGUGUUUAAUGUAGCAAAGCAGUGAAGCAUUGUAUGCUCACCCUCACUUCACUUAAUAUUUCUCAAUGAUUUAUAUAUUGGCAAAAUCAUCUAAAUGAUCAGGCUUUAGUAUGAGCACCUUGAGAAUAUAGUACAUGCCGGUAUUUUGUAGGGUUGGUGUUGGGAAGAAGGGACUAUGAUAAUGAAGGUUGUGCAUUGAACCAUGGAAGCAGUAAAACUAAAUUAAUGAUUUCCUGCAUUAGCUAGCAACAUAAAUGCUGCCUAUAAAUCUGAUGUAAAAAAGAUUAGAAAAUUGUUCCUUACGGAAUUCCACAUACAAAAAUAUACUACUGCUUAAGGUGGAAUAAAUCUACUCUUUUUUAAGCUAAUGUUCCAUUAAGGCUUUUUUUGGAAGGUUAGUAGUUACAGUUGGUUAAAACAAAGUGUAAUACCCUGUUUGGCAUUAUAACAUCAAGAGAAUAUCAAACUUUACUGAAUAUGUUGUGUCUUGGUAAUUUAAACUGGUAAACCAAAUAUGACAUGUACAAGGUAUUUUUUAAAAAGACUGCUGUCUUUAAAAUCUUUUAAAAGAGUGAAUGAUUGCUCAGGCAUAGGAGGGGGAUCCAUAACCACUAAACCCAAUGCUAAAUGAAAUAAGUGUGCUUUAAAAGCAGCUCCAAGUGCACACUCUACUAAGACCAUAAAUUAUGUUGCAUAUCAGGAGUCUAAAAAUGUAUUGUGCCAAAUGGUGCAUGUGUCAGCCAUUUUACAUAUAGAUCUGUACUGCAUAUAUAUUUAUACCUCAGUCAGUCAGUAGGUAUAUUUAGAGAUAUAAAUAUGGAGCGGAAGGUAUUAAUAAACUAGGUGACCACUUAAAAAAAUUAUAAUACCAGUAUAUAAUGACUAUUAGAUUCAGCACUAGAACUGCUUUUUAAAUAAACACAAUUGAUAAAGGGAAUUGUGUCUAUCAAGAUCAGCCUUUCUCAUGUUAGUUACUGCUGUUGAUGCAAAAGAGGACAUUUUUUGAAGCACAAUCCAUAUUUGUAACAUACUAGGAAAUUAUCCUGUCAGAUCUUUCCUUUGAUGAAGAAACUGUUACCCCACCUAUUAAAAUGAUAUCCCUGAAUAUUCUGUUUUUGCAAGUAUUCAUCUAGUUGCUGUUUAAACAUCUGUACAGACUCUGAUGAAACCACCUCUUGAGGCAGAGACUUCCAUAUCAUUAUUGUUUGUAUUGUAAAUAACAAUUUCCUUUGCCUUUAGACUAAAUGGCCUUUCUUCUCUUCCCAAAUGCGUGAUCUUGUAUCCUAUCCUUAGUCCUGUUUAUGAAUACAUUUCCAGACAAUGAUAUACACAUAUACACAUAAUGCUAUAUGAGGCGCUGUUUUUCUAAACUAAACAGAUUAAAAAUUGUUAACCUUCCAUUUAUUUUAUUAAUUGUUGUAGCCCACUCUGCACUUUUUCUAGUGUCAUAAUAUUUUCCUUUACAGCAAGUGCCCAAAAUUCAAAGUGUGGUGUUACAAUUGAGUUAUAAAGAGAAAAACAAUGUUUUGCCUCUUUUUGUACAUGACAAUACCUUACCGCCCUUAGCAACUCCUGAUUUAUUGCACUUUGUUCCCUAGUUUGUUGUAUAUAACAAUUCUCAAAACUUUCUUGUGUGGUGUUAUCCCUAUUUCACUAUAAUUUAUGGUAUAAGUUGUUUGUGUAUUAUUUUCCCCAAAGUGCAUAACUUUACAUUUAUCUACAUUAACUAUAUCUUCCAUUUGAGUUUCGAGUCCUACAAUCUAUCUAAAUCUCUCUGCAGCAAAGUAAUAUCUUGCUUACUUUGUAUUACUUUAGAGUUUUGUGUUAUCUGUAAACACUGAAACAUGACUUUUAAUGUCUAUUUCAAGGUCAUUUAUAACUAUGUUAAAUAGAAGUGGUCCCGGAACAGAACCCAGAGAGACCCCACUUGCCACUUUUGUCCAGCUUGAAAAUGUAUCUUUAAGGGCAACUCUCCUUACUCUAUCUUUAAGCCAAUGCUCUACCCAAGAACAAAUUUUUUAAUCUAUGAAUUUCUAAGAAUUGUCAUCUGUUAUUAUACCUUGUGUGUUUUAUGUGCAGCUCUUAAAGUUAAUAUUUGGUGACUUAGCCAAGUAUUAUGUGACAUUAAUUAUGAUUUUUCUCUACACAUGCAAACAGAAUCCCACUCAACCUAACAGGACUCAAAUUGUCAAUGUUCACCAAUGUUAUUUGUAAUAUUUUCCAGUGCUGGACCUGUAGAUAAAACCACACUGUACCUUAAUAAUUUAUGUCAGUACGUCUUAGCAUUAAUCUAUAUUGAUCCAAUCUCCUUUUCAUUUGUUUGUGCUCUGCACUGAUGGAUACAUUAAUUUUUUAGAUUACAGGAAGUUUACGUCUUCUUUUUCCUUUAGAGAUUUAUGUAUUUGCUUUUAGUAUAUGGAAGAUGCACAUCAGGCUAGUGAUUAAGAGGCUUGUGUUUAAUAAAAUAAGCCUAAUGUAGAUCAAAGUAUUUAAUAAGAUGAUAAUUGUCUGUUAUUUAUGUUGUGAUUACCAGAACCCUUCAAAUUACCUUUGUUUAAUAUGAUUGGGAACUCGCUGGAAUGGAUUUAAAUAUAGUUUCUAUUACCGUCCUCAGCAUGUAUUCCUAGAUUGUGUUUUUUAAACACAAAACAAUGACUCACUAGUGAGGAAGUUUACUUUUCACUUCUGAGUUAUUGUUGUUUAAUAAAAAACGUUAUUUUUUAAUAGCACAUUUAUUUGAGAAUUGGUGUGGGGACCAGUAGGGACAUAUUACUGAAUGAUGUGAUGAAGGAUGAGCUAAAAUAAUGUCAUAUGGGCAAACAUGAUUUUAUUUUAUAUAGCACUGCAUGUUUAAUGAGGCGCUAAUGCUGUGGUUACUGGAGACUAAACCAAUAUUGAAGAUCAAGGAACAUAAAUUGGGACUGUCCCAUUGUAUCUGGGACAGCUGGAUGGUAUGUUCCACUUAACGAGGAUGAUCUGGAGAAACCUAGAGCAGUUAUCAGGGCAAUAAAAAUGAUUGUUGUGGCAAUUGCUUAGGUUGUAACACUUUGCUCCACACUUGCUGAAUUUAUACAUUUGCAAAGGUGUAAAUAAGUACAAUUUAAGGGGGUUAUUUAAAAAAAAAAAAACAACUCUGUCACUUAUGAGCUUUUUAUAAAAUAUACAGUGUUUAUAAAAGAAAAUAUGUUUUGACUGUUUUUACAGAAGUUCCAGUGCAAUUAAACAAAUAAAAAUAAGAAAAUGUAUAUGUAGGUAUAUACAUAUAAUAACCCAGGUACUCAAAAGUAAAUCAACUUAUUUGUCUUAGGAGAAUACUUCAUGUCAUUAUUUUAAGUAGUUAUAGGUCAUAUAUUACAUGAACAGUCUUUGUUUUUUUUGUUUUUUGUAUUUUACAAUUUUCUAUCUGUCUGUCGUCUGUCUGUCUGUGUCUCUCUCUCUGUCUGUCUGUCUAUGUACAAAGAAGGUGAGUACAGACCUAGUUGAAAAAAGUAUACAGCUGUGCAUUUAUUAGUACAUCACUGCACAAAGUUGCAUACAAGUUAAAACUGAUGUUUCUUCUUGGACUUUUAUCAAGAAAAUCUUGGGCAAACAUUUAUAAUGCCUAAAGAGGCACCUGAAUAUCAGAAAGAGGGAAAUCUGAAAAACGAGAGUGAAACAUAUAACAGUGAAUAUAACCAAGAUUGGGGAGAUCUGUUGCUAAAAUACCACAACCAGUUUACCAAGAAAGAAAGGUGCAAAGUAAAGACAAGUAAAUAUGCAAAUGUUAUACAAAGUAACAGUGCAUAACAAUGUGGUAGCAGGGAUAGUGCACCCGUGAGAAAUGUGUCAAACACAGAGAGGAGAGAAAUAAGUGGCAAGACAUACAUAUAUGUACAAAGAUAUAAAUAACUGCAGAGGCAAACAAUCAGCGCAAAGGCAUAACAUAUAGGUAAAAAUAGUAUGGAGGAUACAGCUGUGGAUCUACAAAAAAAACCCUCAAUAAUAGUAUAAUACUGUAUGUACAUAAAAAAAGUGCGCAUAAUAGGUAUAACUCACAUAGCAUGUAUUUUGUCAUUGUAAACCAUAACAUACUACAGACUUCAAGUCCAUAAGAGUAUACAAAUAUUCCACAAAUUGGAAUAUUUGUACUUAACCUACACAUUGUCUAUCGUGAUUCCAAGAAUCAAUUGAUAAGAUUGUGCUCGUUGAGAUCAGUCAGGGCAACACUGUCCAAUGGUACGUAGCAUAUGCCAAGAAUAAUAACAUACUAAAGGUAAUAACAAAUUACGGGACAAUCAUAGUACUUAAACUAUACAAUUGAUAAGAUUGUGCUCAUUGAGAUCCCUCAGGGCAACAUUGUUCAAUGUAAAAAUCUAAAAGCACUCAUGUUAAAGUAGUUCAUUACAUCGAUCUACACUUCUUGGGGAUUCUGCAAUGUGGUCAUUUUCUGUAAAUAGAAGAUAUAAUAGAUGGUGUACAGCUUCUAGAAAACAUCAUGCCACCAGUUUAUUGGAAUGUCCAUUCCUGCAUGCAGUUUGAAUUGAUGACAGGUGGCCCUUUGUUCUUUCUGGGUUUUCUCACAUAAGAGAGACCAGUAGGACAUUAAAAUGUAUAUAUGACAAAAGAGAUGUUGCAUAGUCCUAUGUUUGAAUUUAAGUGUAGUUUCUAUCGCUUCAUUUUUUGCAGAAGCCCAACUCAUUGUUUUUUAACCGACCCAUUGCCUGGCUAAAAAUGCUGACUAGAAAACACAAUUGUUGUCCACAGUAAAUUUGGUAUCUAAUAUAUAUUUUUUGAUAUACUUAUUAUCACAACAUAUAGCUGCUUGGUAAACAAGAGAUAACACGACAAAUCAUCUGGUCCAACUGUAGUCUCCAUAACAUCCACCCACGUGAGACUCCAUAUCCCAAAUUAAUAUUUGUUAAUGCAGUAAAGAGGUGAUAACCACCAGUUGCUUCAAGACAUAAUAUGCCCCAAAAUCAACAAAGGAAGCCAGGUUAAGAGCAUCCCUUCAUUUGAAAAUUCCAUGAAGUUGUCAUGAUACCUGUUGUAUCCGCUUUAGAGGAGGUUGGGCAUCUGGACGCUUAUUCCCAGGAAGGGACACGUGCACCCAUCUCCUUCAGCCGGCCGCGAUAGCCCCGCCCCAUUUUAUGAAGCGGCGCAACUUUGCCGACGUCAAUGACGUCAGGGCCCCCCGAAAAGUUUGAAUCAGAACGUUUUGGGGGCGUGGACAUCAUUUAAAGAGCCAAGGUAUAAAAGGUACUCACUUACAGUGAGUCAUUGCCCUGUCGUGGUUCCAGCUUGUCUGUUCCCUCAGUGCUAUUUCUGUUGUUGACUUUUGGUUCUUGACUUGGCUUUGUAUCUUGACUUUGCUACUUUCUCCUACCCUUGUACUCGGCUUGGCUUUCGCUUACCUGUCUUCUCGUUCCCUCGACCUCGGCUUGUUCCUGACCAUUCUUUGUCCAGGUGACGUUAGUCUGGCCACUCUAAGGUCCAGUAUACUCCUUUCUAGUUAUUAGUACUCUGCGUGUUGGAUCCCUGUCUCGAUCCUGACAGAAGUGUGAUAAGUAAGUCUGGGAAUGAUUUAGGCCACAAGGAGUGUAACUGAGUAACUAAAAGAAAAUCUAAGCUGACCAAAGAAAACUAAGGCAUCUUAAGAAUGCAUUGAAUACUUACAUACAUGAGAACAGUUCACCUCCACUCAGGGGAUAAAUUCAGAAUUUGAGGAAAUUAUUUUGGUGUAGAGUCUGGUAUUGUCAAAGAAACGCCCUGGAACUAUUACAGACAUAGAACCAUGUAUGUGGCCGGUCAGAACUAACAUGGUGGCCUUUCCCCUACACUGCAUGGAUCUGAGCCAGAGGCGUAACUAGAAACCACGGGGCCCCGGUGGGAAAAUUGCCCUGGGGCCCCCCAUACAUCUACCUUGUACCCCACACAUCCCUGCCCCCCGCACACAAGCAGACAAACAGAUACACAUGCAGACACAUACAUACAGACACAUACACACAGAGACCCAUACAUACAGACACAUGUAGAGCCCCACACACAUAUACUCAUAUACACACACUCAGACAUAGAUGCAUUGUAACGGAUCACCUGGCACCCCGACUGGGUACCUCCGUUGAAGGAGGCUCCUAGCACUUCCUGAGAUCUCCAAGCACUCCAGCUGACGCCAUAACCACCGUAGACUCCUUCAGAGAGCAAGACAGGAACAAGCUCUUACAAGAGCUUAGUAGUGAUUAAGCAAGGGAGUAUGACUAGCAUAGCAAUCCCUUGUAGCAGAUUCCCCCAAUAAGAGAUGGCACUCCAAAUUGAGGGUGAAGUAGAACUGACAGAGCUGUGGGUUUAUUGUUCUUAUAUAUACAUUCUUACACAUUAGUACCACCCACAGGGUUUUGUAAAACAACCAAUAAACACAUACAAUACACUCAGACACUCCCACACAAAAUCCUCCCCUCUGCCUGUGAUACAAUUACCUUACAUAAUGGGUUAAUAUAAUUAUCACAGGUAGGAAAAUACACAGUUUUACACAAUUUUCAUAACUUUAAAAGUAUGCAUCAUAUUCACAUAAAAUUUUCAGAAUCAGCAUACUCCAAAUACCAACAUACGUCAAAAUCAUACAAAUUGGUCCAGUGGGUCAAAGUUAGAUCGACGUCCUUUGUGACCAAAUGAAGCAUGGCUUUUCUGCCCAAAACCAGUUCCACAGAGUCUUCUAUCCUGGAGAUAAUUGGGAAGUAAUCCAAUUAUCUACAAGGACAGAGGCAAAACUCCAUUAGCCACAUGGUAGCAAAAUACAAUAAAAUACAUAAAAAUAUAUACCCACAAAUCCAAAACCGGAGGCGGACCUAUCUCCUCAGCACUAAAGAGCUUCAUAUAUCUGAGUAGGUCCUAGCCUACAUCAAAGCUAUCAGAAGGAAUCUCAAGCCGGACGGACGGACCAACCAUCCAAGUACAUCCUAUAGUGGGGAUUAAACCACUAAGUGCCCUUUCUCCUAGAGCUGGUUCAAGCUCCAACUAAUGUGAGUGAAAUAUCUUUCUCUUGAUUUAUAUACCACAUAUGGACGUACAAUAUUUCACCAUUGGCAGCUUUUUCUUCUGUUUUUUAUCUCCACAUAUAUGGACUAUUUGCCAUACGGACGGUGCAAUACCUGAGGACUAUAACCUUACCACCAUAUAUAAGUGAGACUGUUUCAACUUACAAUUUUCAUAGUUGGAUGAACUCUGUCUAUUUUAUAACUUGAUUUUACUUAUUAUUACUUGCUGAUUUUAUUUUUAUUUAUUGUCUAGUCCUAAGCGCAGCCCUUAACCCCCUUUUGUAUUUUCCUGUUUCUCAAAGGGUUUCUUGAGGGAUUCCCUUUCUAGGGUUGCUGCUCUUUUAGUUAGCGCAGACUGUUCCCCCCUUUUUUUCACAUAAAAAUAUAUAACUGUGCAGCUAUUGCAUAAAACAGGUACAUUCACAUACACAUCCCCAGAUAGCUUAGAUCUGAGCGCACAUUAUUGCUGAAUGGCGCUCAGAUCACAUACAUACAGUUCAAUUGCCAUGGAGCCAAAGUCUUUCACAUAGUCUUUCGUUAUACGAAUGGGCUCCAUGGCAUAGCUAUCUGGGGUAUCUCUGUUCAAAUAGGGCAAGUACCGAAUGACCAGGCUUUCGUGUCUUUGCAGGGAAAAAUCAAGCGUUUCAACAUGGGGCCAAAGUCACAGGGCAGGAGGCUGGCUAUCAGUCUUCUCCAAUGCCAAGUGGCGAGGCUGGUUCCGCCACACGCAUACACUCACAGACACACACACUCAGACACACGUACACUUACAGACACACACACACACUCACAGACACACACAUACACUUACAGACACAUACACACAUUCAGACACACAUUCACUUACAGACACACACACUCAGACACAUACAAUCACAGACAAACACACAUACACUUACAGACACAUACACAUUCAGACACACACACAUACACUUACAGAUACAUACACAUUCAGACACACACAUACACUUACAUACACACAUACACAUUCAGACACACACAAACAUACAUUCAGACAGACACACACACACUCACUGACACACACAUACACUUACAGACACAUACAUUCAGACACACAUUUCACUUACAGACACACAGACUCAGACACAUACAAUCACAGACAAACAAACACACACACACUCAGACACACAUACACUUACAGACACAUACACAUUCAGACACACACAUACACUUACAGAUACAUACACAUUCAGACACACACAUACACUUAUACACACAUACUCACUGACACACACAUGCACUUAGACACACACACUCACUGACACACACAUACACUUACAGACACACACACUCAGACACACAUUCACUUACAGACACACACACAUACACUCAGACACACACAAUCACAGACAAACACAUACACAGACACUCAGACACACAUACACUUACAGACACAUACACAUUCAGACACACAAAUACACAUACACAUUCAGACACACACAUACACUUACAGACACACACAUACACAUUCAGACACACAUACACACAUACACUUACAUACACACACAAAUUAUUAAUAUUAAAUGUCCACCCAGCCUCCCUACCUGGAGAGCUGGCAUGGAUCUGUCCCUGGGGUCCAGGGCUUCAGUGCGGCGGACGGCAGAGUUCCUGUCAGACGUGGUGAGGGAGCUGUGUUCUCUCUGCUUUGCUCCCUCGUGGGCUGUCUACUGAUGCCGGGAGCCGGAAUAUGAAAUCAUAUUCCAGCUCCCAGCAUUAGCAAACGGCAAGCGAGGGAGCAGAGCAGAGACCACACAGCUCCCUUGCCGCGCCUGACAGGAACUCUGCCACCCACCAGGGGGGUCCAUUAGGUGGCCAGCAGGUCACCUCUUGGGCCCCCCUAUGACAGGGGGAACAUGGAGGGGGCGCCACUGAUCUGAGCGCUAUUUGGAGAACUAGGGCACUCAGAUCAGGGCUAUUUGGGGAUCUAUUAUUUGUGUUGUUAUUGUAUGUGUUUAUGAUGUUUUGUGGUAUUUUUAAGUUUUUGUGUUUUCCUCUCUGUUCCUGGGCGAUAAUUAGCUUAAUGGUUUUUAACACAAUUGUCUCCCAGGCCAGAGAUUCCUGGCAGGGGCUUGUGUUGAAUACAAUGGAGAACCCCUGCUGGGGUCUGUACAAAACAUUUGGUUCGGCAAUUCGGGUAAAUAAAAUAAAUUUGACUGCUUCGGCAAUUCGGACCACUGGCGUUCGGUUUGGUGCGGCACUUCACAACUUCGGCACUUCGGACAUUAGAAUGUCCGAAUGGAAUGAAAUUCGCAUGAAUGUACAUUCAGAAUGAAACAAAUCGCACAUGUCUAAUCGCUUCCUCUUCUCUCCCUUUCUCAGGAUCUGUUCUUCAUUUUUUCCUAACUGCUCUAGUUUUCUUUAAAACAUAAGACAAAGUAGGGACUAUUUUGUCUUGCGUAUUUUUACUACGCUUGACCCGCUUUGACCCAGGGGAGGAGCAAAGUCCAUUUCCUGUGGUCAAAGCAAUGUUCCUACAAUUCUCACCUUCCUCCUGUCGCUUCAUUCAGCAUUUGAACGCCGGCAAAACUACCAAAUUUCAUCCUUAAUAAUGAGAACAUUUUGUCCAUUCGUGUUAGGACGCAAUUCUAGAGUUUUGUUCGUAACAAUAUUUCGUUUGAAUGAAUUAAACUCCGAUCCUAUUCCUACCAUGAGUAGAUAGCUCCCUAAUUCCCACGGUACACAAUAAUAUUACUUAGUAUUAGUAAUAAAUCUGCCCUUACUUACUAUACUGUGAGUAGGGGCAUGUCUACUAAAUGGUCAGCAACCAGUGGCUGCUCAGUGUUGUAAAAAACAUGUUUCACUACUUUAAUAAAGUGCCCCUUAGUAACUAAAAUAACUAACAGGAGGGGACAAAGUGUCCCUCCCAAGCCCCCACUAAUGCACCAAGAGUGGGGGCCACUAAACUAAACGGGAAACCUAGUGUCCUCCCUCGGCCCCCACCCACGGCUCAUGGCCCCAAAAUACAAUAGGGGGAAGGACCUACUGUCCCAUCCCGCCCAGCCCUCACCCAUGAGCAGUGGGUGGGGACCUUAAAAUACAUUAGGGGGGCCACCUAUUAUCCACCCCCCGGCCUCCACCCAUGUCCAGUUCCUUCUCAAGUGUAGGAACUGCCUCUUAUGAGAACUUUCCAACCAGGUUCCAUAAUGAUAGCUAGACUAGUCUACAUGAGUGUAGAUUUUACUAUAUUUAGGGAGGCAAGGGUGGGCCAGGGGGCCUAGAUGGUGGUUUUAACACUACAGGGUCAGGAAUGUUUGUGUUCCUGACCCUAUAGUGUUCCUUUAAGGGACAGGAAUAAAAUUGAUUCUUACAGAAUCACAAAACUUUAUUUUGUAAAAAAAAAAUGCUUCUUUAAUACAGUAAAGGGAGAAAAUACAGUAAUAAUUGAAAUAAAAUUAUAUGCACAUCUAAUGAUACAUCCAGAGAUCCUAUUUUAUCUCCAGCAUAUGGGUCACUUUGCUUCUUAAUGAUGCAUGCAGGAUGCUUGGGUCACCAAGGGACACUCACUAUAGCUCACAGUGACUUUUUUUUUUCUCAAUAAAAGGUACACUAACUAGGUUUCCUGUACUGAUUUGCACUCUAUAAAAGCUAAUAGUGAUCAGCUGGAGCUAAUUCUAUGUGUGAGUACCUGCAGCCUGACCCUGAUCUCUCUAACAGCUGUCAGUAUAAAAGAGUCUAUAUCAGCAAAAAUAUUUGCAGCUUUAAUACUGGUCAGGAUUUUGUAUCUUUUUAGCGUCCGUCUGUGUCAUAGAAGCAAAUAAUUUUUAUUUUCUUUAAAUAUCAAUUUAAUUAGAUGGCGCUGGCAAAAAUAGCUGUGAGCAAAUCUGUGUGGCAAUAUCUCCCUCUGGGACAGUGAUGUUGGUUUUCUUUAAAAAAGUAACUGAACACAAUAAUCCCCACAGAAUCGUGCUGAAAUCCCGUCUAAAAAUGUUUAAAUUGGCACAAGGGAAUUCUCCAAAUCCUUUAAGCAGUGCUAGCUGAAAUGUAUAUGUAUUACCAUUUUACCAUGAAUACACUGAUGUUUUAUUAUAUGUGAAUGGAGAGGUGUAUUUAUAUAGACUGUGCCUGUGACAAUAAAGGAAUGUAUUUGUUUGGAGUGUAUGUGUGAAUUAAAGGGUGUGUUUUGUUAAACGUGUUUUGUUUGUGUGAAAGCAGGGUGUGAAAGUAGUACUAAUUCAUUGUCCCCUUGUGCUCCCAUUGGCCAGUAGUAAUUGGUCAAUUGUAUCCUCUUCCUCCCAUUGCCAAGAUUAGUGCAUUCUUCACUAUUUGUCUGUGGAAGCCCAUUGUCAGUAUAACCCUAUUCUUUCCCAUCUGUUUCUAAAAAAAAACCAGUAGUCCCCCCCCCAUUUACCAGUAGUAGUCCAUUCUUACCCUUCCUUCCCUGUUGCCAGUAGUAGCCUAUUCUCACCCUCCCCUAACCUCCAAGUUAUCAGUAAUAGCCCAUUCUCUCCUCUUCCCUAACCAUUGGCACGUCUACACCAUUCUCUCCAUGCCCUUUCCUAUUGCCCAUAUUAGUCCAUUCAAUAUGAUCAGCACAAACACAAAACUUUUUUUUUUUUGUUAAAUUUACUUUUUUCUCAUGCUGGAUUGUACUUUUCUUUUUUGUACAGGAGAUUACAUCAACAGUUCGAAAGCUACAAAGAGCAAAUUCGAAAAAUAGGGGAAGACACACGUCGGUACCCUGGAGAGCACAAGGAUGAUGCUCCAACGUGUGGGAUCUGCCAUAAAACAAAGUUUGCAGAUGGCUGUGGCCACAUAUGCUCUUACUGCCGAAGGAAGUUUUGUGCACGGUGUGGAGGUCGUGUUUCUUUGCGGUCAAACAAUGUAAGUGUUUUUAAGAUAUUUUACUAUGUUCUUAAGAUAUGUUAAAUGUUCUUUAGAUAUGUUAACUAUGUAACUAACUAUAUAACUAUGUACUGACCGUAUCAUUUAUCUGUAAUAAGGAUUCAGCCAAGCAGUAAAUGUGACAUCUUAUAGGACAAAAAUGUAGAGUCAAAAGUCUAGAUCCUAUGGAGUUCUGAAGCUUUGACCACCUUCUCUCUUCUUCCCUUUCUUUCUUUGCAAGGUUUAGUGCAUUCUGUGCAGUACCCUGUUUAACACUUCAGAGGCCAAGAUAGGCCUGGUGCAGAGAAGCUAUCACUGGGCUAGCUGUGUAACUCUAAAAAAGCUGAACGUCAAUAAACAUUCACAUUUUGUAAGUGGAGAAGCCACUGUUGUCUCAUUGAGUGCCGUGCGGGUGCUCUAUUUAUCCUGCUUUCAAGGUGGUACUGAGUUUAUAAAACAAUUAAACAAGAAUACUGUUGUGCAAUAGAACAAAGUAGAAAUUAUCUAUUAUGCACCAUCAGUUAAGAUUUCCAUCAAUAAUAUUUCUCAUAUUUCAUCACAUUUAUUAUAUUUAAUUAAACACACAUUUUAACCCCUGACUGUAUGUCUUGCAUUUUACAUAUGAUAAGUGUUAAUAAGGCAAUAGCUAAUUGUGAUGGACCACCUGGCACCCCUACUGGGUACCUCCGCCAAUCGAUGCUUCCUAGAUGACGCUGAGGACCAUAAUCCCCACAGCAGACACCAUAAGCACUGUAGAUCUUACGAACCACCGCAGCUUGGUUGUGGUCUCACCAUCCCUUCCCAACCUGUACCAGACUCCUGGAUCUUAUAAGAGCUAGUGGUAUAGCUGUAUAGCGGUUCCCUACAAUCACGAGAUGAGGCUACGUGCUGAGGGUUUAGCAGGAAUGGUUUAAUGGUUGCCACACUGGCCUUUUAUGACAGUCCCACAUGGAUCUUGUUGGGGACAAGGACACAAACUUACAAAGCAACAAUAACAGAGUCACAAUGCAUGUCACUCCCACAUACAAUACAAUACGCCUUCCUCUUAAAGUAUUUUAGCCAGGCAUUUUGCAGGGGCCAUAGUCACAGGGUAGGAAGCUGGCAAACAGGCUCAUCCAAAAGCCAGUGGAGAGUUCACUUUUGCCACAUAUCUCCCCCCCCCCAAGUGAAGACUAACCAGGUACCCAACCUGCUGCCGGUCGGCACCUGAGUUAGUCUGGCAGCCCACCCACAGCCAAGUACUUGACCUGCAGAUCUCUGGUGUCCAGCUUUGUCCUGUCUGCCCAUAGUGGUCAAGUGGUCAUCUGGUACUCCUGGAAUCUCGUUUGCUCUCCGACUUGUAG